Messenger RNA from Podarcis lilfordi (Lilford's wall lizard), 46272 nucleotides. Lineage: Eukaryota; Metazoa; Chordata; Lepidosauria; Squamata; Lacertidae. The record is from the annotation of a GenBank genome assembly.
UGCGCAAAACACCCUCCGCCCCCCUGCGACGGGCAUCCGGGAGCGGCCAAUCCCCGCCGCCCGCUUCUCCCUCUCCGCCUAUGCGUGGGCGCGUUCUCCGCCCGGGGCGGGAUUUCCGCCGCUGCUUCGUCUGAGGGGUCGAGAGAGGGGGGUCUUUAGACUAUGGAUUCCGCCUGAAGCUCUUCCCUCGCUGGGCAAACCCCGCUCGCCCCUCGCCGGCUUCUGCCUCCGGAUUCCGGGUAAGCGAGAGGCGGGCGUCGCCGCCGCCACUGCCGGGCUGAGAGGAAGCGGGCGCCGGAGGCUCGGGGCUCUGCCGGCUCCGGCGUCUGCUGCGCGGGGUCGUUCGGAGAGCCCAACGGACCCUCUCGCCCUUCACGGGCCUUUGCCGCCUCUUUCCCCCCUCACCUACCUGAUCCACCGAGAGCCCGCUUUCGCGAGGGGGAAAAAAAAGAAACGCGUCAUACGCGCACGUCUGAAUGGGGCGAAGGGCGGGCGCGUGUUGACAACCCAGGAAUCGGGAGGAGCCAAGUUGGCAAGUUGCACUUCACUUUUUAAGGCCUUACUUUCAACUUCUCGUUUCCCUCCUCUUCUUUUUUUUUUUGCGCUUUGGGUCGAAACUCGCGCAACGCAGCGUCGGGUUUCGAGACGCUCGUCUGCGCAAAAGAGCGUCUGAUGCGCCGGCCUUAAAAUCGCUCCCCUUGUUUAACGCGGCCCCGUGCCAGGUAUGUAAAGGUGUGCUGCAUUUGCCUUGGUUCUUAACCUGGGGUGGAACUGGGCUCGCGGUGGCGGCUUGUGGUUUUGUCAGCUGGGUUUUGUGAUGUAGCCGGUGCUUGUGAUGACACGACUUAGGUUUUUCAGAGCCUCUGUUGGGGUUGAGCUGGAGGCGCAGGGAUGUAUAUAUCCUGCACGCUCUCCUCUUAGUCGUUGCUAAAUGGGGGAGCAGACAUGGGGUAGCCGCUGCUUGCGCGGCACUCAGCUGUGCGAGUCUCGUUUGCUGCCGGGUUCUGUGCUUUGGUCGUACUGAAUCAUGAAGUGGGUUAGAAAUUCAAUAUGGGUCUCUUCCUCCUCCUCCUGUAAAUGUCAUUUGUUUCCAGCAUGCUGGGUAGGUGUACCCCCCAAAUCUCACCCACAUGGCCGGAUUCUGGUGCUAGUGGCCUAAGCCGGCAUUGUAUAUGUAUGAGUGUCCGUGCUCAAGCCUGGGGUGUGUUCCACAAUUGUGUAAUACUUUGUGAGGCCUCCCUUGAUGAUUUCAAGGAACAUUAGGUAGCAUUGAGUGCAUCCAAAUUGAUGUGCAGCCUAAUAGAUGAUGGGAUUAUACUGCAGUGUUUACCUUCACAUCCUGUUAUCUGCUAGAGAUAGGUCAUAAAUGGCUUGGGACCAAUUUAUGAGGGCUUUUCCUUCCUCUGUGUAGCCAAGAAUGCCCUAUUUGGACAGCAAGGAUAUGCGGGGAAGCGUUUUAAAGUGACUGCUCUGCAACUAUCAAGCUUCCUGGAAAUCUGGUAAAAGCUGAGCAUGCCUUUACAAGUGUGUUGUAGGCUUACUUGGGUAGGUAGUUUUACAAUUGCACUAAGACAUUGGGCUUUACCAUUUAUUAAUGUGCUGGCUGUACUGGGACAAGUUGACUUCUAAUUUUGUCACUUGUCCUGAGUUUUUGCUGUUUAGCAGCUAAGACUGCACCCUGGAAGCAGUUCCCAUUCUACUCAGCAUUGCAUUGUAAUUUUGCUACUAAAAACCUCUAUUUAAUAUACUUAUUGUUUGGGUGCUUACUGCACCUGCCUGUACUAUUAUGGUAGUAGCAGAUAGUAGCUGUGAGAUGUUACAACCAAUAAUAUAUUGGCUGCUUAUACUGGUAGUGAUUGCACCAACCUCUUCCUUUCCCAGGUCAUUGGAUAAAUUUAAGAGCCUUAUUUGUGAUGUUAUUGUGAUGUUAUGAUUAUCUUAAACACAGGGAUCCCACUAUGUGGCCACUGAAGGCUAUAUCUAUAGCUGCUUUUGUUUCUGUGCUGUAGCAGAUAGCUGCUGGCACAGCAGAUUUUUCUGUUCAAUUUGAAAUUUGUUGGUGGCACUGAUAUAGCUGAAACAGUCAUUGUGAUGGCAUAUCCUAAAAACAUUAUUUGAUUGUGCAGCUUGAGAAUAGGCUUUAAAAAACAUUCAUUGAUAAAGUGCCUAAAGUUUACUUAAAUGCUGCACACAGGCCUGCAGUAUCGGAGAUAACACAUGUGGUAAAGAUAUGGUGAGGGAAGAUGAAAGCAAGGAAACACUGGUGCUAUCUCUUGGAAGAGUCAAAAGGCAGCCUGAGCCAUUGAGUGGGCCCUGCUGUUCUGUUUUUCUAAUUCCCAAAUGGUAAUUGCCGUGAUAAGAACUCAAAGCCUUGAAGAAAUCAUCUGCUGAAUAUCAGACUUCAGCUGUCCCCCAGUAGAAGGGACUUGUUCAAGAUAAUUAAGAAAUCACCAUGGUAAGAAUAUAAUCAGAAUAAUUUUGAAUUCUCUUCUUAGUUUAGAAAAUAAAUUACAGAAUUUGUAAGCAAUAGAAUAGGAUUCAAAACCUGUUUGAAUUCUUUUUUAAAAAAAUACUAGAAUUAUGCUAGGUAUAGUAGACAUAGGAUAGUUGGACUAUAUUACCCUUGUGGUCCCUUCCAACUCUACAAUUCAGAUUCUAUGCAGUGCUAGAAAUUAGCCAGGCGUGUUUUGCUCUUGGCAUGGGUCAAAUUGCGACCAUGUGGAGAUCUCUGGAUGCCAGGUUGGUGACUGGGAAAAGCAUAAUGUCACGUAGAGAAGGAUCUGAAAUAUUUCCCUUAAAGCUUGAAAUUGUUUUAUUCUGGAUUAUUUUAUUUGUUGUUUUAAUGUGUUGUAAACUGCUUUGAGAUUUGUUCUUUAAAAUAUAAAGCAGUAUAGAAACGACAUGAAGAAUGAUGAUGAUAAAUCCCAUUGGGGGGAACCUCUGGUACCUAAACAUUCCAUUGUGUCUACUGGAACCCAGGUUUAAGGGGCAAUUUGGUGAUUAGAUUAUAUAUCUGAAUUUCUAACAUCUGAGAUGUUACGUAUUGGUCUCUUUGGUGUUAUCUGUUCUUUUCAUUUCAUCUCAUUUCAUUUUCAGAAAGGCAGAAUGUUAACUGUUAUAAUAAACAACAGUAGACCACAUCUGUUUCUAACGAAAUGGGCUCAUAUUAGUCUCACUGCAUCCUUUCUUUUCUAAAGAAUGAAUUAUAUAGUCCUUCCCAAUCACCUGGCAUUGCAGUUACUUAGAUGGAAAUGUGAUACUGAGAAGAUACUUUGAUUUUUAUUUGCAUUUAAUGCACUUUAGAAUUCAGAGAGCACUGAGCUCUUAGUUCUUACAGAUUGCCAGGGACGUGCUUGGUAGACUGCUGUUAGUUUAACACACUGCUGAUCAACUUGUAUUGUCUGAUAAAGCAGUCAGUAUAUUUGCAUAUGGAUUAUGUCUGUGUAAAUGGUGAAGAAGCCACAGGUCUCUCACACAGUAGGUCAGCUGUUCAGUAUCACUUUGUUUUCAACUAAAUCUGUCAGAGGAAAAAUAAAAAAGUUCUGGACAUGCUCUUUUCAUACUUUCCAGAUUAAACUUCCUCUAUUAGAUAAGUAGUAUAGCUGAUGUGUUUCUCAAAACAUAAGCUUAAGUGUUAUUUCUACUGUUAAAUGUGUAUUGGGUGACUAGCUCCUCCUCCUUAUGUGUUAAUGGAACAUUGACCAAACCAAGGAAGAUCCCUGCCCAGCUAUGAUCUAAUUUGUUGUAGGCACUUUGGUCUCAGGGAGUUGGUCAACAGCUUGAGAGGAUUAUCACUUGCUGGAAGAGCAGGGAAUUCCAAUCUGGAAAAGCACCCUGUGGGAGACUGUGAAGAAUAAAAAGACAAAAUCUGAGAAACAGAUUAAAGCUCACCCAUCAGAUGCACAGGAAGAGAGAAGGUUUCUGGGACAGCUGUCAGGCACUUGGAGAAUUAAGAUUGGAUCUUUUAUUCAACUACAUAACUUCUAAAAUGAGAAAUGUCUCUAUACUGGGCUUGUGAGUCAACUGAUUUUCUGACUUGGAUUGAAGCUACAAGUUUUCUAGCUAGAGCUCCAAGCUGCAUUGGAUCAGUUUGGGUGUAUAUAUUGCCUGAAGCAAGGAUUCAAGGCCCCUAACACUUCCAUCUCUCCAACAGUCCACCCUAUUGCUUUGUUGCCUGUUCAAUAGGCAACCCUGAAGCAGCCUAACAUGAACCAGGAGAGUAUGGAAUAAGGCCAGGGCAUUUAUCUUAUAUAAAAACCAUUUGAAGAGGAGGUCAGUAAAGAUCAAUCCCUUAAAGGUAUAUGUAAAUUGCACUAGAGGUGUGGGCAGUUCUUAGCUCAAAUAUGACCCUCCAUUUCUGAGUCCCCAACAGUCUGAAGACCCAUGUUCCCGUGUCACACAUAAUUGUUCCUUGGUAAGAACGAUUCUUGGAACUCUGAGCUUUUGAUAGGGUUGGGAAUGACCGCUGUAUUCUCGGUUGCUGUAGAGAAUACUGAGCUGAUGGACCAAUGAUCUGGCUUUGUAUAAGGCAGCUUCCUGUGUUUUCACAGGUGCUCAGGAAAAUUCUGAGAGCAAAAUGAUUAAGCUGUUUCCCUAGUUAUGGUAUUGAGCAGCCUGAUCUUCCAGUUGCUUUCAUCAUGUCCUAACCUAAUUUGCAGUCUUCUUGGGUUGCUCUAAUUUCAGGAGCCAGUGACUUGGCUUCUGAGUGGGUAUCGUGAAGCUACCUGGCCUUCUAAAUGGGGUGUAGGCACAGUAUCUAUUUCUAUUGCUUUGCCUUAGGGAAAAGUGUACUGAGAAGCAAAAUACAGCACCCCUGUAUUUAGGCGGCGUGUAGAUGCAGUUCCUGUAGCUUCACAAAUAUUGCACAAUGUCCCUUCCAUUGGUACACUUAAGUCUUGGGGUGGAAAAGACAGGACCAAAAUACUUGGCCCACCUUUCCUUUCAGGUGGAAGGUGCCUGGCCCAGUGAACCGAAACAUUCUCUAAUACCUGGAUUCAAAUAUCCCUGGUAGGUGCUCACUAAGUCACAUUGAGUCAUAUUGAAGCGUAAGUCAGGGAAUGUCUAUGCAGUCAGAAUGAGACUCUGUAGACAAGGGAUGGGUCUGUUUUUACCGUAUUUUUUGCACUAUAGGACGCACUUUUUCCCUCCUAAAAAGCAAGGGAAAAUGUGUGUGUGUCCUAUGGAGCGAAUGCAGGGGGGAGGCAGGCGGGAAAAGCCCCCAAGAGCCGCACACAAGCUCCGUGCGCUCUUGCGGGCUUUUCCACAGGAGGGAGAAGGGACUGACUGGCCGCAUCAGUCCCUUCUCCUACCUCCCGGAAAAGCCAGGAGAAGCCGCGAUCUCUUUAAAGGGGUUGCGCGGCUUCUGCGGGCUUUUGCGAAAGGUGAGGGAAUUCCCCCACCUCCCAGGAAAGCCGGGAGAAGCCGUGCAGCCCUUUUAAAGUGCGCGCGGCUUCUGCCGGUUUUGCGGGAGGUGGGGGAAUUCCCCCACUUCCCAGGAAAGCCAGGAGAAGCCGCGAUCUCUUUAAAGGGGUUGCGCGGCUUCUGCGGGCUUUUGGGAGAGGUGAGGGAAUCCCCCCAUCUCCCAGUAAAGCCAGGAAAGCCCUGCGCAGCGUCUCCCAGCAAGGAGAGGCUGCACGGGGCUAAAGGGGAAGCCAAAACAGCGAGCGGGAUCCAUCCGCUCGCUGCCUUGGCUUGCUCCAUAGCUGUGCGCAACCCCUCCGGCAAGGAGAGGCUGCACGGGGCUAUGGAUUCUUUAGCCCUGGGCAGCGUCUCCUGGCAAGGAGAGGCUGCACGGGGCUGAAGGGGAAGCCAAAACAGCGAGCGGGAUCCCUCCUGCUCGCUGCCUUGGCUUGUGCCAUAGCCCCGCUCAACCCCUCCGGCAGGGAGAGGUUGUGCGCAGCCUGUAUGCUGCUCUUUGGGCCUGGGGAGGGGAAAUAUUUUUUUUUCUUGAUUUCCCCCCCUAAAAACUGGGUGCGCCCUAUGGUCCGGUGCGCCCUAUGGUGCGAAAAAUACGGUAGUUCUGUAGGGCAGGGUAAACAAGCUUCCAUCUGGGUUACAAUCAAGAGGAAGGAGAGCCUGCUGUUGGUCUAGGCAUUGGGUUAGGGGGUAGGUUAAGUGUUCCUGAGUACAGUGGUGCCCCGCAAGACGAAUGCCUCGCAAGACGGAAAACCCGCUAGACGAAAGGGUUUUCCGUUUUUGAGUUGCUUCGCAGGACGAAUUUCCCUAUGGGCUUGCUUCGCAAGACGAAAAUGUCUUGCGAGUCUUGAGAUUUUUUUUCCGCUUUUCCCCCCCUUUAUCUAAGCCGCUAAGCCUUUAAUAGCCUUUUAGCAGCUAAUCCGCUAAGUCGAUAAGCCUUUAAUAGCCGCUAAACCGCUAAUAGCGCUAAUCCGUUAAGCCGCUAAUAGGGUUGCUUCGCAAGACGAAAAAACCGCUAGACGAAGACACUUGCGGAACGGAUUAAUUUCGUCUUGCGAGGCACCACUGUAUGUGCCUUUUAUUUUCUCACAUAUAAGAAGUGCUGAGAUGUUCUCUGGAGGAAAAUAAAGCCCUGCUCUCAAAAAUUAGGUAUUGACUGCUCUGCUCUAUCUGGGUGUAAAGUGGAAUGUCAAGUUUCUAAACUGCCCCCUGCCCCAACAAAGCAGUGCCCAGUAAGGUAGCAAGAACAAGCCAAUAUAGAGCUGGAUGGGGAGCGGAACUAAUUGGAAGAAGGAGGUGUGGUUGUGGGGGAGAGAAUAUUUUCCAGUCUUCAUCUGGCCUUCCUGAUUAUGAUGCCGCUUGCUAACUCUCUAAUCUUUUCUCAAAAACUCACUUUUCCACGAACGUUUGAUAUACCCUGUAGUCUACAUAUCCCAUUGUAACUAACCUGAAGUAUAUAUAACUCAAAUAAUACAUAUUCUCCCGCUGUUUACACUGCCUCUAUCAUACUCUGACUCCUUUGUGUUGUAUUUUAGAUUGUAACUCCUUUGGGCAGGAAUUUGACUUUUAUGCUUUGUAAAGUGCUAUUCAUACUCAAGGAUAGCAGUACUCUCCCACAUAUCAUAAAGAUGCGUGCUUUCCUACUAAAUAUAGUAAAAGGUAUACCAUUGAAUUAUUAAGGACUGACAGGGCUUUAUGGAUUAUAGAUAUAGCUUAUUUUAAAUUGCUGAGAUGUUCUUAUUUAUUCUAAUGUUCUUGCUUUUGGUUAUUAGCCACCUUUGAGGUUUUAAAAAGGCAUGCAUGCAUUUUUAAUAAAUAUAAAAAAAGGUCCAAAAUGAGUUUGUAUAACUACUCCUACUGGGCCUCUCCAGUUUUAAUCAGUAUGUUUGUAGGUUGGUUUAUUAAAAUACUAAUCGCAAAUUAAAAUUUGCAUGCACAGCCCAUUCUUCCCUACCACCAGUGACUUUUUUUUUUACCCAAAGCUAACAGAUAUGCCAACUACUUCUUUUCUGUCCCAAAUUUGAUUUUUUUUUUUAAAGUAAAAUGUGGGCUGCCUUUCCUUUCGUUUGAGACCAAAGAUAGCAGUUAUCUUUCACAGGUGAAACUGCUGUGGCUUUUUGUCUCUCAUUUAUUUAGCAAGAAAGUCAACUAAUAGUGUCCUAUUGAAAUCUUGUCAGUACUUCUUUUACCUGUACAUCUUUAAUCUAUCUUUCAUAUUUCCAACAGGAUAGGAACUCUUCUAUGCUGCUGUGUUAUUGAAAGAUGGGUUGAGAAUUGUUUUAUCAACUUGAGGGCCACUUUCCCUAGUAGGCAACAUUUUGGGAGCCACAUGCCAGUGGUGGUGAUACAAUGAAUAUGAUUCUUAUCUUUGUAGUCCAGUCACACAGGUCAGAGUUUUGUAUGUAUGCAUCUGCCCAUCCAGGCAAGCAGUUGAAGGUCACAUUCCAGUCAGGCCAAAAAACUGGAGGAAGGAGCAGAAAAGGGCCAGUGAGUCCCGUGGGCUGUGGAGAAAUAGAAGGUCCCCAGUCCUGAAGUUCCUCAUUCCUGCUGCAAGAUUUGUGUUGGAGAAUAUUCUAUACUUUGAUUUCCAAAACUAAUAAACAUUAAAAGCUACCUUUGUUUUCAAAAUGAGUGGUAGCGUUUGUAAAAUGGGAAGUUGGAUCUGUUAUAGUCUUUUAUUUUCUUGUUCCUUGUAUCUAUUUCUUUCUUUUACUGGAAUAGGAAUACUGUACAUCAUCAGAUUGCCCAGACACUUGCAAUAGCAUAUAUUCCUUAAUACAGAAAACAGUUGUUCUGCAGUCAAAGUUCUUGUGAUUUCAGUUUACCCUUUUUCUCUCACGCUCUACAAGUUAGUUCAGAACCUUCAGAGAUCUGUCAGUUUUAUGUAUUUAAAAGCAUUUAUAAACAAUGUAAGUGGUUUUUUAAAAAUGGGACUUCAUGUAAAGUGGAGUCAUUAAACUAUUGACUUUGCUUGUGUUCAACGUUUCAUGAGGAAGCACAUUUGGCUGCAGCCUCAAUUAUAUUCUGUAACUGGACUAGGGUUCAGAAAAGUAACCUACAGAAGUAUGUGAGAAGGAGUAUUGGAGAAGGUGAAUGCUUUGGGGCUCUUUCAGAAUAUUAAUUAGGCUUGAUUUUUGUUUCAGAGGCAACUGGGAUUUGAAAAUAGGUUGCAUCUGAUAGUUGAUAGCUGUCAAAAGUGAAGAAGCUUGCCCUACUUUAAAAGAAGAAUUGCAACAGUAUAGGAAGAAAUAAGGUGGCAAGAUCAGUGACCUGACAAUUUGUUCAGUUGUCUCAGGGCGAGGAGAUCUGUUAAGCUACUGCUGGAUAGAAAGCUUAAGGGAAGAUGAUGGAAAGGAAGUGAGGUUCAGAUGGGCCAAUCAGACUUAAUUCACAAACUGUCCAUUCCAGGUCUGCUGUGAUGCUAAUGAUGACAGCUGAGGUUGGGACUUCAACAGCCAUGGGUGCUAACAGGUGUGUCGUGGAGCAAAUAGGUACUGCUGUGGCGGGAAGGUAAACAGCAUUUCCGUGUUCUCUGGCUUCUGUCACGGUGUCCCGUUGCACCAGAAGCGGUUUAGUCGUGCAGGCCACAUGACCCUGGAAAGCUGUCUGCAGUCAAACGCUGGCUCCCUUGGCCUGCAAGCAGAGAUGAACGUUGCACCCCAAAGUCACCUUUGACUGGACUUAACCGUCCAGGGGUCCUUUACCUUUUUGCCUUACCUAUUUCUGGUGCAGUACUUCAUGUAUGUGGUGACUCUGUCCCAUUUCCAAAGAGAGAUUUUUCUAUAGGCAGGAUAGUUGGAACAUCUGUGAGACCAGUGCAUGAAGCCUUGACAAAUGGGAAAUGCAGAUUUUCGGCUUUCAAAAGCUAGGGCUCUCUAGACUUGGUGAAGUGUAAGGAUAAUGGACACUGUAGUAUUUGAGGUGGUUAACGCAUCUAAAGGAUCUUUGCAUUGUUGAGCAGUAGAUUCUGGCCUGAAAUUAGUUUUUGGAAAAUAGUUAAACAAGAGCCAAAAAAGUGAGUAUGUAUUGUGUGAAUGAUUCAACUGCUCAGAGUGUAACUUCCUCCUGAAAGUCAGACUUUGCCUUUGAACAUUAAUAAGAAAUGAUAAGAAAUUAAUGCUAUUAACUAUGCAUUCCAACCCAGCAUAGUAUUGUACUACUGAAACUCUCAGCUGCCAUCUCUUGCCAAGUGGAUAGCUAGGCAGUGUUGAUGAUUCCAGACACCUCUUGAAAAUCAGGGAUGGUGGGGCUCUGCUAAUAUUUCCACAAUUCAUACAGAGGUGUGUUUUAACAGCCCCCCCCCGACAAAAAAUGUCCAGUGUACCUCUGUGACUUUGCAUUAUAGGGGAAGAUCAGUAGUGGUGGGCAAAGUACUCUUCAGGGAAGCUUAACAUAAAAAGAUCCUGCAAGAUUAAGCUAGUGUCCCAUCUAGUCCAGCAUCCUGUUCUCAUCAUGGCCAUCCAGAUGUCUGUGGGAAGCCUGAAAGUGGGACCUGAGUAAAUUUCUGCAGUUUCCUGCAACUGAAAAUUUGACAGCCAUUGCUGUUCUUCUCACUGAUGAAGAAUGCCGCCUCAUCUUCCAAGGAAUCAAAGAACCUACUCCACCAAUGACCAGUUUAUUUUGUGGGAGAAUUAAGGCAGAACAGAACACCAGAGGCAAAUGACAUCUGUGAAGUUAAUGGUAUUGUCCCAAAUUGGAAUGCCCUCCCCAAGAAGUACAGCUAGUGCUAAUAUUAGUCCUUGCAGUCACAAAUUAAAUAUUUCUGUUUACCCUGGCAUUUUAGGGUUUUCUUUUAUUCAUUUAACAGUUGUUUAUUGCUGCCUCCAAGCUUUAAUUUAUUGAUGUUUUUAAUUGUUUUAAUCUUAUUUAUUUGAGUGAUUUUAUAUCACUUAAUCAUAGUUGUCUCUUAAGUGGCAUAUAGGAACUACAAAACAUUAAGACUGAAAUAAGUAAAAAUUACAAAAUUUCUCAGUUUAAAAGCCUGCUGGAAUUAAAAAGUAUUCAGUAGGCACCGGAAGUUCAACUGGGAGGCAAUCUAUUUGACCUCAACUGGAAGGAAAUUCCACAAAAUACUGAACACGUGGCCCCUUGUGGAUACAGGCUGUACAUCUGAGCCAUGGGGUACCACUAGCAGUGAUUCCCUAAGGAAAGAUGGUGAUCAAACAGGUAUAUAAUAGAUUAGGUGGUCCCUGAGGUAUCCUGGACCUAAGUUGUGUAAAUUCCAUUUGGAUAAAGGGCGGUUUAGAAAUAUUUUAAAUAAUAAAAACAUUUAAAACUCAAAAGCACCUAUGUAUCCAGUCAGAAAUGUUGGAAUUUGUGUGCAUUCAGUUUCUCUAAUGUGAAUCAAGAGUGAGACCAUAAUAAAGCCCAGCGAAGUUUAUCUUUGGAUCCAUCAUCAGUUUUUGGAAUUUUUCACUUGUGUGAGGCACAAUCCAAUUAAGCAAGAGCCUGUAGUCCCUGAAGGAUGUGCUAAAAUUCAAUACUUUUGUGUGCUCUGUUGGCCUGCAUGUGACUGCUUCUGUGUACUAGGCUAGCGCCUGGAAGUUAGCACAAGCUUUAGUUAGCACAAGGUUUUCAGGUGUGAAGCAGAUUGUAAGUGAGCAUUUCAAUUUCAGUAUGGUUUAGUAGUGCCUUCUGAUUCUAUUAGUACAAGUAGAUUUCAAUUAAUAAAUCAGUGUUUGGAAGACUGAAACCAUUAAUGUAAAUGAAAGCAGAAGGCUGGAGGAGUGUGUGUCACUUGAUUGAUAGAACUUGUAAAUGACUUAGUAGAUUUGUUUUAGAAGCCAUUGUGCUUCGUGUGCAGAGAACAAUUAUCUCACCUACCUGCCAAAGUCUGGUACAACUCCUUAGCAACUUUUAGCAAGUCUAAGUAAAUAAUAAAGGAGUUGAAAUUCAAAGUAAGUUAUUCUUGCAUAUUAAUAAAGCAAAAUAUUUCAGCAUAGUCAUUGGGUGACUGGCUCUGUUUAUGAUCUUGUUUCUACAAGCCAUUGGACUGGUAGAACAAUGUUUGGGGUGCAGCUUAGUGUCUGCUGCGCUAGCAACACACCACAGCAUUCAUCUUUGCACUUGUCGUGUGCUUUGGCUUAGGAUUAGCACUUUGCAUUAACUCAGAGGACAGAAUGGCACUCCUCUGCUGCCUGUCACUGCACCCAUCCCCAAGUAUGAUAUAACUAUGUGAUAUGAAGCCACAGAGCAGAAAGUGUAUGUAUUGAAGAUGAGGAAAAUGCAGAAUGGGGUAGGAUAAAGUACAACAUGCUUUCUAUCUGAGCAUUUCAUCAGAACAAACCUGUGUGCCUGAUGAACAGAACAAUCUUUUGGGGUUGGGUGAGGUAGAAUCUGGCAGAAAUCCUUGAUUGAGCUGCACUUGCUUAAGUAACUUUAUGUGCAGUAGCAGCUAUGUGUAUUGGAUCAGAGUGUUAAUGCCUUCUGCCAGUCUUGACUUCCUUUGUUUUUGUCUUGCAGGAAUUUAAUUAAAAUGCUGCUGUCAAUAGGAAUGUUAAUGUUGUCUGCCACUCAAAUCUACACCAUUCUCACAGUUCAGCUGUUUGCUUUCUUAAACCUAUUGCCUGUGGAAGCAGAUAUUUUAGCCGUAAGUAUUAUUUAUUUAUUUUCCCCUGUGCUUGGGAUUCACCCAAAGGGCCCCCAUCAGUGGAAGCACGGAACCAGGACUUCUGCUUGUACAGCAGGGCUGUCCCUCCCCCCCAAAGCACCCCAAAAUUGGCUGAGAGAGGGGCUGGAUAAGCAUCACAGCAAUGCAUGGGGAGGCGAAAGGGGGGCUUCUUCCAUCUGGCAAGCCGAAAUACUUUUGCAGAUGGAGUGUUCAUCAUAGUGCAGCAUUAAAUUACACCGUGUGUGUAAAGCAUUCCUAAAGAGACAAUGAGGUUGUCAAAGGAUCCAAGGGGCUCUCAACCCUUAAACUGACAUAGGAAUAUCUUUGAAAAAUCUGAGCUAGCUUUUAGGUAAUAGGGACACGAGUGGCGCUGUGGUCUAAACCACUGAGCCUAGGGCUUGCCGAUCAGAAGGUUGGCAGUUCGAAUCCCCGCGAUAGGGUGAGCUCCCGUUGUUUGGUCCCAGCUCCUGCCAACCUAGCAGUUUGAAAGCAUGUCAAAGUGCAAGUAGAUAAAUAGGUACCACUCCGGCGGGAAGGUAAAUGGCAUUUCCGUGCGCUGCUCUGGUUUCACCAGAAGCGGCUUAGUCAUGCUGGCCACGUGACCACGUGACCUGAAAAAACUGUCUGCGGACAGUUGUCGGCUCCCUUGGCCUGUAAAGCAAGAUGAGCGCCGCAACCCCAGAGUUGGACUUAAUUGUCAGGGGUCCUUUACCUUUUUUUAAAUGGGUGGAAACUGAUUUGGGAUGUAAUAGGUUACAAGCAGUAAUUGGUUACAAGCAGUGGGUGCAAAAAAUGCAAAUUUGUAUGCAUUUCCUGUUUUCUUUCACAUGCUUGCUUAUGAAUAUGGGGUUAGGCAGUUUACGCUUAUUUUAAGAUAGUAAAACGCUAAUCAAGGGACUUCACUACAUUAGUUCAUCUACUUGCAAUAGUCUCCACUUAGAACUUGUAAACAUGCAUUAUUUAGCAUAGAAGGUAGUAAAAUGUCUCCAAUGCAAAGAGGAAUUGCUGUAGGAAUGCCUGCAUGGGGUGAUAUAUUGCUUUUGAUCUGCUGUUUCCAUUUGAUAAAGUUACUGUGUAUAGUGACCUAGUCUGUUGGGGCUGAUCAGUUCUAGUCAGGGGCCCAGUUUGUAUCUCAAUUCAACCAUAGUUUAUGUUAAACAAUGGUUUAAUGUGAAUUCAAGGUUCUGAUAUAUAAAGCCCUAAAUGGUUAGUACCUGGUUACCGGCAGAAUGCCUCUCCUAUACCAUCCAGCCUGGGGCAUGAGAACUCCUGUGGAAGCACUGCUGGUAGUUCCAGGCUUAAGUAGAAUCUGGUGAUCACUAACCUGUCGGAGAGGCUUCUCAGCAGUAACACCAUGGUUUUGGAACAUACUUCCUCUGGAGGUUACUUUGGCACCAACAUUCUGUAUCUUCAGGCACCUCCUGAGCCCGUGCGUUUUUGAACAGGCCUUUUAAAGCUGCAAGAUUGGCUUGUGUAGUAAGAACUGUUGCUACUAUUAGUUUUACUACCUUGUUCUAUGUGUUUGCGAUUCACACUGGGGUCUUGUGAUGAGGGAAGGAUAUAAGUUUUAAAUAUAAACAAUAUGUUGCUUGUUCACAUUAAAGCAUAGUUUAAAACAAACUAUGGUUUAACAUGAUGGCGGUCCCUGCUUUUGGCCAUUUCUAAGUGUUCUCUAAUCUACAGUCUCCCGCACUUCCCUUUGUAUGACCAUUACACUCCAUUCACUUCUGGCAAGAAAUUAAUGAAUGUGAAACGUCUGUUCUUUUGUCAGUCUUGAAACUCCUGCCAAUCAGCUUCAUUGGAACGCCCUUAGUUCCUGUACUGAGAAAGAGGGGAGGGGGAAUCUCUCAUUGCUUUCUCCCUAACAUAUACACUCCAAUAAAGCUUUCUCCCCUCCUAGGUCAUCCAGGCUUACAGGACUGGAUAUAGUAUUACUGCCAUGCAAGCUUGAGCUGCAGUGCCUCUCUUCAUUUAUAAAGAAAAGAAAUCUUCUUUGCCAGCAAUAAUGUGUGAUUGCAGAACUUACUCCUUCCCCUCUGUUUUUCCACUACUCCCCUUUUAGUAGCUUCUUUAAACAGUGUUUUUUCUGUGAUAGCUGUUCUCUCCUAGCAAAUUCUCCAUUCUUCGCUCUUCCCCCAUCUGCAUUAAGCCUGUGGUCAACCCAGGAAUCUGUAUUUAAUAAAAGAGUCCCUUAUUUCUUUUGACCAGAAAGUCCUCCGCUUAUGACAAGGAUUCACUAUUACAAACACACUUGGCUCUAGUUGGCUCUAGUUCAGUUUUCACAAAUGGUACAUUUUCUUCCUUGCAGUAUGUUAAAAACAUAACUUUUAUUUUACUUAAUUGGAUUUAAAAUGGCUCUUUUUUUUUUUACUCUGGUCAGAAGCAUAAAAAGAGCUCAGGCAAAAGAAUGCAGAUUACAUAAUUUUAGUGGGUUUCUGCAAUCUGACGGUUGUAGAUUCUGAACUUCCAUAAAGAAAGCAUUUUACAAUGUCUAAGUUCAAAACACACACUGCCUGUUUUGUCCAUUUUAAAGAAAUAGUCUUGAUUUUGCUUUGUAACAAUUUCCAGGGGCUUGUCGUGUUAGUCUGUUGUAGAAAUAUUAGCAAAGACUGUUUAGGAUUAAAAACUUUAAUGUUAAAACAUUUUGCAAACCACUUUUUGCUGUUUACUGCGCAUUCUUUUUACAGUAAAAGCAGACUUUACAGUGAAAUUUAAGGAACUGGAACACUUCCAAAGAGGAGUUCAGCAUUUAACUCAUUGCAAAAAUGUUUGAAGGUGGAAGAACCUUGGGAAUUAAAAUAUUGCUGAGCUAUGUUAUAAACUGAAACUGAAGCAGGUCAAUAGGUGAAGAAAGGAACUUCAGGGGCUGGUCCUGGGCACAAUGUGGGGCAUAUGACAAGAUUUUGUUGAGACAGUUGAACUGUACUUUGAGAAAUGAAUGAUUUGUGCUAUUGGUAUCUUAUUUCUUAGUAGUAUGACAAUGGUUUUAUAUGGUCCCCUUUCCAGUUUAGUACAUAAUAUAAUCCUUCACUUUCCUUUUGCUUUUAGUUUAAUUUUGAAAAUGUAACACAAACAUUUGAUGACCUGCCAGCAAGGUUUGGCUACAGACUCCCGACGGAAGGCUUGAAGGUAAGAAGCAAGAGCAAGUAACAAAAUAGGAGCAAAUAAAGAAAAUUUAACAUGGUGCUUUGUGAGUUCUUAAUAUGUAGCUUAGUCUCAAUUGGCUCUAUGGAUUUUACAACUGCGCAACAGACUUAAUCCAAAAUCAGCUGGAAAAGGUGGUAGGCACGACUGUGUCCCUAUAGUAAGAAAAGAAAAGAAAGAGCUUUCUGCCAAUAGUGUUGCCUAGAGCAACGGAAGACAAUGCAAAGACUUUCCUUUCUAGUGUGGAGGAUUUCAAGAAUACUUUUAUAAUCCUUGGUGAUUAAUUAAGGGACAGGGUGUUGAGAAAUAAAGCUUUGAUAUAUAAACCCUUAGAUAAACCUGCAGAAAAGCAUUUAUGACAACCACUGGACUUCCAUGUGAAGAUGUUAUUAGAAAGCAGUCAAGUAAAAGACUGAGCCCAGAACAUUUAAACUAAGGCUUGGCUUUAGAAUGAUACUAAUCUACUACCUGGCUCUCUAAAAUUACAGAGUUGGAAGGAGUGUGGGAGGUCAGCCCUUGCUCAAUGUUGGAUCUGCAGUGCAGGAUACAACUGCAACAUCUCUGACCUAAAAUGAAGGCGAUUCCACCACCUUCCAAGGCAGCUUCUUACAUUGCUAAACAUCUCCUACAGUUAGGAAGCUUGUACUAAUGUUCAAUCAAAAUCUGCUUUCCUGCAGUUUUCACCCAAUGAUUCUAGAUCUUCCCUCUGGAGCAAUCACCUUUCCUCCCUUCUGUGGCAAACAGUAGGUCUUCCUUUCAUCAAGGACCCAACCCUAAACCUACCUGAAAUAAGUGUCCUCCUAUUAACUUCACAGGCUUUAUUUCUUGUCCUGCGAUUGUCCUGUACUUAGUUGCUUGACAGUAACUCAGUGGGAUUGAAUUCUGAGGAAAUCUGCACAAGAUUGACCUGUUAGGAAAUGUUUUUAUUGCUCCUGAUUUUGCUUAUAAUACUUCUGAUAUGCAACUAUUCCUCAAAUGAAGUUGGUCUAAGCUAUCAGUUAGUUAGCUUUAAAACUGAUAAAACGUAACAGCCACGUUUGAUCCUAUCUAAAACAAACCUUAGCAUAAAUAACCAUACUAUAUUUUAAUGCAUGCUUGCAGUUCUUAUCUUAUUUGAUUGCCCCAUAACAAUUGUACACUUGUUGCAAUACCCCAAUAUUUCUUGCAGUUUGAUUCAGGGCUUCUGCUGUAGCCAGUGACUCUUAGUCAAAUAUAAGUGACUUCUGCAUUUUGAACACUUUCUUUAGUUAGACAUUCUUGGACAAUAUGACCUUGUCCAACAAUGGCCGUGAGUCAUUUGUGUUUCUUUCAGUUGAUUCUAAACAUUUACAGCCUUAAUGAAUGUGUAUGCUCAAGGACCUCUACAAAAUACAAAAACCUAGCAAAAGGUUUUUUUAAACAAUGCUGCCAAACAGUGUUCUUGGAACAAUUUGGUUUAAGGGCUGUAGUAGCCUCCCACCCAAACCCUGGCAAUUCGAAUUAUGAAAGCACCAAGGAAAAUCAUACUUUAGUUUAUUUCAGCUGUUGUUUAGAAUUGUGGUGACACAUGUUGUGCCCAUAGAUCCUUGUGAAGCAGGUUGUUCUUGAUAGACAUGAGCACAACCAUAUGUACCUGAAAAGGGGAGCCUGUAGUCCAGCAGCAUCUGAGGGCCAUAGGGUCUCCUCUUCUGAUGUUGCCUUCUCCAGAAUUUGUGGUACUCUUGACUUAGGGCAGAGAACAGCAGGCAGUAGGUUGCAGUAUUGAACUCACUUGUACAUCUUCUCAAAGACAGUAUUGUUUGUUCUGAGAAUAAGUGGUUUGGGGAUUGUGAGAACACUACCCACAACUUGAUCCUCCUCAGAUGUCUCUGCAACACCUAGAGCUGAUUUACUGUUGAAUUUAAUGCAAAGACUUUCAGGAUUUGGUGAGUAUCUUUAACUUGAUACCACCGUAUCUAUGAUACCAUCUAGGCCUUCACAGUUUCUGAUGUGUAACAGUACGUAAGGGGACUAGGAAGCAGCAGUAUGUUGUACUGCUGUUUGUAGUGCAACAUAUUCCAAGAGCAUUUUGGUUUCUCUGGAUAUUGACUGAGGUCUGCCUCCUGUGCCUGCUAAUGUAAUUGCAGCAAGCCGCAGCAUUCAAUGUCUCAAGGUUAAAAUCAGUGCAUGAUAGUUGCAAACACCAGAUUGUGUCACUAUUAAUGCCGUGGUAUGAAUGCUAAAUGCUAGCAGUGUUUUUCAAACCUCUGCUACUGAGAGUCUUGUACAUAUAUUUUCUAAUAGUGAUUUUUUUAAAGUAACUUUACAAAAUAUAGGAGUUUUGCUGAAGAAAUUUAAAAUCCAGACAUAUCUGAAAGAAGCUUUUAUCAUGUGCCCUAAUAGUCAGGAAGGUGGUAGAAAUACAGUUGCAGUAAUUUUAUUUUGUUUUCAUUUUAUUUUUGAGGCAAGAAAUAAGAAUUGCAAGAAAAAAUAGAGGUAUUGGAAUAAUUGCCAUUUUGCUAUUAUGAGAAAAUUCUAUUUAUAUUAAUUUCAAAACAACAUACCACGCAACAGCCAAAUGCUAUUCAUUUCCCCCCCUCAUAUAUCAGUAAAGCAUUUGCUUUAGUGCCAGUCUUUAUUCAGAUUUGCAGUUCAGGAAAGCAACACAGAAAAUUCUGCUAUUAAUGUGGGAAACUGGGAAGCAGUGGAGAAUGGUAAGAUGUAUAUUGAUAUUAAAUUCAUUGAGAGCAGCUGAACUUCCGAAUGUACAACAGACUGGACAGAAGUAUUCAAAUUUAUAGGAAUUCCUUGCCCUAUAAUGAAAUAGUCAUACACCUGGAAGACAUGUUCCUCCUUUUUGGAAGUAUGGUUGUAGGUAUCCAUUGUAUGUUAGCCUAUAGUGAAUAUGAAACUUGAUACAAAGCACAGUAGAUAAAAAAAUGGGGAUUUUGGGAUAUCCUCAGAAACAGUUGCUUGCUGAAGUAGUGACACGUGGAAGUGGGUGCUCUGAUGCACACUUGGAACUUCCUCACUGUGGUGUUCAUAUUGGUAGAGGAGAUGGCUCCAUCUGCUUUGCUAAAGGUCAGACAUCCCCAAACUCUGCCCUCCAGCUGUUUGGGGAUCCCUAGCUAACAGCAUAAAGUUUUCUGGUCAUACUGUUUCAGAACUGCUGAACAUUGAAACUUGGGUGAAGACAAUGUUCAAACAAGGCUAAAUGCACUGCUUGCUUUUUAUUCCUAAAACCAUAAUUCUGUUCCUAAUAUAUUGAUUCACAAUAGCGAUUGUCACCAAAUAGUUAAUAAGAGAAGAUGCCUAAACCUGUGUUGAGGAGAGAGAGCAAGUUGUGACAUUCUCUUUUUUAAUUCCAGCUGCUUUGAUCUGUGUAUACAGAAGAUUGGUUACAUUUAUUUGGCGAAAUAGCUCAUCCUUGUUAAGUGACCUUGGGUGUUCUGAAUAUUUAAUUUCCUGGCUUUCCUUUGUUGGGGUGGGCGGGCGGGGAAUCACUUGAAAGUGAUUCCUUUAAAAAUCCAGCAAUUAUUCCAGCUUUGAAAGGCUUGCUUGAACAAGGUGAUAGAAAUGAAUGCUACCCAGUACCUGCCAUGUUUUAAAUGCAGAUUGCAAUAAAAAUCCUACCAUCAUGCUGCCCAUGAAAGUACCUGAAAGCUUCAUUAGUGGAGUUCUGCUUUUAAAACACUGAAAUUGGCAGGCUUCACUCCAGUAGAGCACUUCAGCAUAUCCUUAACUUUAAACUUUAGCUUUCAUGAGACAGUGUGCAUGUUUAAAACGAAGUAAACACUUAAGUGCUUUGUUGGAUUAAUGCCCAGGUGAAGUGGUACUAGAAACAUAUCUCUUUCAUACUUGACAAGUUGUCAUUACAAGUUAUACCAUACUUUGACUUUUGAUGAUUUUUGGGUUUUGCUGAACUUAAGCCCCCCUUACUACUUUAUUUAAAUUAUAAACUCUUCGUGUCCUGGUGCCAUAGAAUGAUCUACCAUGUUUCUAAUCAUUGUGGCGAGAACUUUCUAAAAAUAGGCAUAUGUAAGAGGGCCAAUGUCGUGUAAGGGUUAGAGGAUUGGACUGUGACCUGGGAGACCAGGGUUCAAAUCUCCACUUAGCCAUGAAGCUCCCUGGGUGACCUUGUGCCAGCCACUGUCCCUCAGCCUUUCCCUACCUCACAACAUUCUUAGGAGAAUAAAAUGGAGAGACGACAACAAUUUGCACCACCCUGAACUCGGAAAAUCUAAGUAACUACCAGCCAGUUCCCAAUCUCCUCUUCCUCCCUUCCUGUUUGGUCAAUUCCUUUUGAAUAGCUUAUACCUCUCAAUUUCUACAUUAUUAUUUAUUAUUAAAAAGUUGUAUACCUCGGUGUGUUCUGAGGUCUGCAACUGCUGUCCUUGUUCCUCAGGCCCAGAAUUGGUAUCCGAGGUGAAGGCAUGGAAUCGAUUUUGCAGCUCCAAUGACACAGCAUGGCCCCUGACAGUCCUGCUUCUCUGUGUCACGUUCCUCCAGGAGUUUGUCUCCUACACUGGGCAAUCUUCUCCCUCUCUAGGGGCAUCCUCACCCCGCAUCGCUGUUCCAGGAUGGUCCACUCUGCUUUAGUGAGAAAUUCCUCAUCUUGUCCGAUAACUCCAAGUGUGGAGAGGUGGGCCUUAAGUUGCUGUACCUUCCCGCAAGGCAACCAUCUUGCACUUGCUGUAGGUAUAGUUUUGCACUUUCUCUGGCACAGGUGUUGCAGGUCACUGCAGCAGCUCCCUCACCACCAGUGUAUCUUGGUCGUACGUACACUGUGAGUCAGCAUUCCUGUUUACAGGUCCUGGCCAUGAGCUCCCAAAGGCUGCAAUCAGCUAAACAGAACGGGUCUGGCUGCUGACUUUUCCCCCAGCUCACUUCCUACUUUAAAUUUGAAACCAAAUGGCUGCUGAUCCCGUCUUCUAAUCAAAGGAUAUGGAGAACAGCAUAUAAAGGUUCUAAAACACACCCUAAUAUAGUUUCUUAAUGCUCACCCGGGAAAAAACAACUACUUGUGGAUACAAAACCAACAUAUAAUAUGUUGUUCCCUCCAUACUAGUUUUCUAGUUAAAGGAAUUGUCUUUAAAAUAAAUACAGGGGCAUUGAGAAAAUGUGUGCUGUCACCAGCAUCUUAAAAUAGUAUAGUCUGUUCUACCACUGCUACAUGUAUCAAUCUGGUCAAAAUUAUCUUCUCUAGCUGUAGUGUUAAGAAUUUUCACAACUUGGAGUUCAAUGAUAUGAGGCAAGUAGCUUCUACUUAUGCAGCCAUUUUGUGACUGAGAACUGACUGAUUUGCUUUUGAAAAAUGUCUUUCAGGGUUUUCUAAUAAAUUCAAAACCCGAGAAUGCAUGUGAGCCCAUAACUCCUCCACCUCUGAAGGACAACACAUCUCAUGAAUUCAUUGUAUUAAUCAGAAGACUUGAUUGCAACUUUGAUAUAAAGGUAGGUAAUUUCUCAUAUGUAAGGAUUCUGAACAGUGUUUCUGAGGAUUCAGAAUAAUCUUUAAGUUUGUUCUUUUAAAAAGAACCGUGUAGAUCUGGUGUAUACAUACACAUUUCUUUAGGAACGUGUUACCAAUUUGCACCACUUGUGGUAGUUGCUUGGGUUCUACACAAAUAUUCUUUUAGUCAUUUUCUGCAUCAUUGAUUAAUGUUCUGAAUGUCAUUUAAAGUGUAACAUUUUGUGUUUUACUUUGAUCGGCUCUAUUUUUCUUAAUUUCACAAGAUUUAUAUACCACUUGAUUGUAAUAAAACCUCAAAGUGGCUUGUGUCCUUAAAAAGAUUGCAUGUGGUUACUUACCCUCAGCAAAAUCAGUAUUAUCAAGUGUUGCUGUUGUGGACCCCACAUUUCUGUUCUGUAAAGAAGGAACAGUGCUGGAGGAGGCGUUUUGUGGGGGGUUGACUUGUAUUAGAGGGUAGGAUCAUAUGAUUUCCCUGGAAGAACAUUUAUGAGGGCAUACUUGAUGGAGUGUAGUCUACUGUACAUAGGAAAGAGUUUUAUCUGGUUGUUCUGGUUCCACCCACCACUGGCAUGUGACCCCUUGAAGUUGUUCAUGAGGCAGUGUGGCCCUUGGACUGAAAAAGAUACUCCAGCCCUGAUGUAGCAGGAAACAAUGGCUUCCUCUUAUGCCUGUCUAAUCCGGAUAGGUUCUUAUAUAAAAUAUAAAAUGUUUUUGUUGAAUAUUGUAUAGCUUUCACCUCAUCUGUAGUAUUGGGAGUGUGGGUGGAAAUACUGCAUUAUUAUUUUUUGUGGACAAAGUUGAACCAAAUGAAAAAUUGUGCACGCCCAAAUGGAAAAAAUAAAACGAGAGUACCAUAUUUAAGUGGAGUGCCCCUAGCAGUCCAGUUAAAUGACUUACUGUUGGCAUACACUGAUUAAAAACCAAAUCACCUGAUGUUAUGCUGCCAUUGUAGGAAUGUUAUUGUAGCCAACGAGGUUCCCUCCAUAUACAGUUGUACCUCGGGAUGCGAACGGGAUCCGUUCCAGAGCCCCGUUCGCAUCCUGAAUGGACUGUAAGACAUGACGGCGUGUCUGUGCGUGCGCGGGUCGCGUUUUGCUGCUUCUGCGCAUGUGCGUGAUGUCAUUUUGAGCAGCUGCACAUCCACGAGUGGCGAAACCCGGAAGUAAUGCACUCCGUUACUUCUGGGUUGCCACGGAGUGCAACCCGAAAGUGCUCAACCUGAAGCACAUUCAAUCCGAGGUAUGACUGUACUGGUUUCCCAACUCCCCUCAGCUCCAGCCAGCAUGGCCAAUGGUAAGGGAUGAUGGAGAUUAAAAUUCAGAAACACUUGAAGGGCAUCCCAUUGUGUGGCAGUAUACAACACUGUUUAGGAUAAAAGAUAAAAUGUAACAUUAUCUAAGGAUUCCAAUUUAAGAUACAUGGAAUGAAACUUUGUUGUUUAGUUCACAUUGAAUACAGUUUAAGGCAGUAUGCCUCUGAAUACCAGUUGCUGGGGAGUACUCAUGCUUAGAGUUCUCUUGCACUCUGGUCCUGCUUGUGUGCUUCCCAUAGGCAUCUGGUUGGCCACGGUGAGAACCGGAUGUUGAGAGUGGGUGGACCUUUGGUCCGAUGCAGCAGAGCUCUUCUCAUGUUUUUAGACAUGCUCUUAUCAUCUGCCCAUCCUUCCAGUUGCAGGAUGGAAAACUAAAGCAUCUUGGUAUUCUAUAAAUAAUCUAAACUGAAAUAAACACUUUGUAUUAGGUACUACACUGAUGGCUAUAAUUCCAACAGAUGAAGUGUAUUAGGAGAAGGCUGAUCCUAAUUUACAAAAACUUUAAUGACAGCAGAGAAAUGUCUCGCAGGAAAGUAACUUUCCCCCCUUUCUUUUAGUUUUGUGUAGCAUUAUCCUUUCCCUUCUGGGGCUGAAUACCAUUAACACUAUGGCAUGCUAUUCAUUAUUCAAUAGGUUUCUGAUUCCCAUACUCCUUUUAUUUUUGUUAUAAGAGCAAGCCACUUUGAAGCUGGAACAAUCUUGGAAUAAAUUUUCACAAGUAGAUGAAGGAAUGGCAUGCAUUUUUACAGGAGGAGCUUUGACAGCCUUAGGGUUGCUUUUGUUAGAUGGGAUGGAAUACUAUAAUGCUGCAUUGCUAAUGUCACCUCUGAAAGUGAGAGCAGGAAAGCAAAACAGCAUUGUCAAAUCAAAGCCUGAAAUGUUGGGCUUGAGCAGGAGUGGCUAACUUGUGGCCCACCACUGCCUUUUAAUUUUCAGUGCUUAAAAUCCUGGGUAAAUUACCUAGGUGUUCUGGGAUUAUAGUACUACUGCAUACACCAUAGUAAACAAACUUUCUGUGGUCCUCCAAGGUGUGCAUGCACAUCUCCCUAAAACAGAAUCAAUGUGCAUAAAUAAACUUAGUUGCAAAAAACCCAUAUAGACUCACUGCACAUUUUUUCUCUUCUAUUAUCAUUGUCUGUACUGUUCUAGUUACUUGGGCAAAAAAACUUGUUAAUUGAUUUUGAUAGCAGCUACGUUUGAACGAACCUUGCAUACUCACACAGUUGAUUUGUUCUUCCAUUCUCAUGAGCCAGGAAGUGUUAGUUAAGAAUAGUUUCCUGCUGUACCAGAACUGGUUCUUGAUGGUUAAUGGCUUCUAAACUAUCCAGAAUAUUAAGCCAUGCUUUAAAGUUGGCUUCAUAUUCUAGAUUUUUUGGAAACCAUUCCCCAUUGAUGCCUAGUUCAGACUUAAUGGGAAGCUGUAGUUAAUGGAGAUGUCCCAAGGUGCCAGCUCCUUCUCACCAAGCUAUGUGAGGCAUGUUCAUAUUUAUUUAUUUAUUUCAUUAAAUUUAUAUACCACUUGAUUGUAGAAAAAGCAUCAAAGUGGUUUACAACAAUAAAAUGACCACUACAAAAUUUACAACCAUAAUUUAAAGCGUACAGAAAGUUAAAACCACAAUAGAAUAGACUAAAACAAAUCAAAACUCAUACAGACUUUCUAAACAUAUGGGUAGACACAUCUACAUAAGAAUGACUUUAGCAGGCACCAAAAAUAAUACAGUGAAGGUCAAUAGGCAGGGAGUUCCAAAGUGUCAGUGCUGCCACUAAAUGAUUGAGUUUUUAUAGAUGCAGUGCAGGUAUUAUGUGGCACCUGUAAAAGUGCCAGUUCUGCCAAUAUCUCAGCUUUACUAUGCUGAGGUAUGAUUGCUUGCCCAAAUGGGCCCAGUGAGUUGCAUCCAACAUUCGCAUCAUCCAACGGAAAGGAGCCUGUCUUGGAUGGAAGGUUGAUCUAAACCUGUGUGUUCUGGAUAGCUGUGUUAAAAUAUUUUGUGUUGUACAAAACGAAUAAUAUAUUAUAUUCCUGUAAUAGUUUAUCCUACAAUUAGCUCAACUUCAAAUCUUCUGUGGUACACAAAUCAGAAAAAGUAUGAAGCAUAUCUUGUGUGCUUUCUGAUCCUGUGACAUCAGCAUAGAACAGAUCUCGCUUCAAAACUUCACAGCUGAAUGCAGUAAUGAGAACUGCCUGUAGCUCAUUCAUUUGAUCUCUUGCUGCAGUGGAAAAGCAAGCCGUGGGAACAGAUGACAGCUUUCUCUGUGCAGCAUCCAGAAGUGUAACCUAUGCAUCUCCCAAAGGAUUUGGAUGUCUGUAGCAACAAGAGCUGUAGGAAUGUAAAUGCCAGUUUCCUUUAGGGGAGAUAAUUGCUGUGACCUGGUGGUAAAAAGUGCAGUAUGGUUAACCUACUGCAACAGACGAGGCGCCAGUGUAGGACAGAUUCUACUGAUGGAUCCAGUUAGACAGCCCACGCCUAAAGAAAUGCUAUUGACUUUGCAGAGCACAGUUGCCAGGAGAGUUGGGUUAUUUGUGCUUGAGAAAUGCCUACUGAGCCCCAGGCAGAUUGUAAAUUAUCCACUAAUAGAAUAAGUAGCAGGCAAUUGGGGAUGACACAGAACUUGGGCAUGGACAAAGUCUCCUGAAGUUGUGUGUCUAAUAACUGAAACAAUAGACUGAAAACAACUGCAAUCAAUUCUGAUUCCUGAAUGGAAAACCUGCAUGAUUUGUUUUUUUAAAAGGCGGCACAUUUCCACAAAGUUUUGUUUUUAGAGCUCUUUCAAUCUAUUGAGAGGAAAUACUCAGAAAACAAAUCUGGGAAUUAAGUUGAAUAAACAAUAAGUGAACUUGUGAGUUUUUGGCAUAUUUUGCUGGCUCCUUUUGUGUGUGUUUCCUCUUUUGUAGAUCAGCAGGUUAUGAAUAUCCAUGAAUGUCUGCCUGGUAGAUCAAAUGGUUGUUUAGACAUCAAAAUCUAAGCAGUUCAGUUUUGUGUUUAUGUAUUUAUUUGUGAGGACUUUGGAAACAAAGUGUUCCAAUCUUAUCCCCAGCCCCUACCAAGAGUGCUUCUGUUUCUGCUCUAGCUAGAUUGAAGCAGGAGCCUUGGAGUGCUGUUUAGGGUUCACAGAAAACUGCUGAAAGCUUCCUUCGCUGUGCUUUAUGAUGCUAAAGGCUUCAUGGUUUGGGCAGGCUGCCAGCCCUGAACCUUAAUACUUUAUUUGUGGUAUAGCAGAGGCGGAGAAACCCAAGGUCGGGGGGCCCUUAGAGUCUCCCCAGGUUGUACUCCCCUGACCACACCCCUCACAUGUUCUGCUCCUUGGCUGCCUUGAAUUGCCCUUCAACUGCGAAAAUAUAUCUUGAGUGUAGAAACCUCCGCCUUUUUGCAUUGCGGGAUGCAAAUUGCCCACUUUUGCCUCUGGUCCUGUCCACUACUGGUAAGUGAUACCCUCCAGAAUGUUGCCCACAAGUUAACGUGGUUUUGUGGCUGGAAAAGGUUUUCCACUCCUGCUGUAUAAAUUAAGUUAGUGAGCUAACCUCAUGGUGCAUCUUUCCUCUCUGGCUCAAAUGCUUACCAUAAGAAUAUACUGUUGGGGUUGGAAACAGGGCCACCCCCCCCCCUUGCACUGGUGUUUAAUGGGCACCUUCAGCAUCCCAUAACUUAGCUGGCCUAUAAACCUAGACCAGCUAGGUCGUUGUUGUUGUUUUUUUGGGGGGGGGUUGCAAGAGCAACCACAGCUCUGUACAGCAUAUAUUUAACCUGUGUUGUCCUUGUGAGAGACGUCACUAUAACUGAUGAGUAAGAGAGGGUGGUUUAUCCAGAACACAUUUUCCCCUGUUUUGCGGGAUGUGAUGGAGACACAUUAUGUGGCCGUGGCUCAGAAUGAGAGAUGGUUUCAUGUGUAGAGAGAUUCCUCUGCUCUCUUAGAGGCACAAGCCUUACUGAACAUGUUUUGAUACGGAAUUUGGGGUCAGCCUUGGUAUCAGUUGGCGCUUGCAGUAUAAUGCAUUGGAGCUGUGAGAGCAUUUUAAAACCCUGAAAGGAAAACAGAAAUUAUUUUACAAUGCUGCUACAUUGAAUCCUUAUAGUUCUAAUUCAGAUCACCACAUGUGAUGAAGAUUUAGGACUAGAUUUUGAGGAGGCUUGGAGGGAUUCUUAACCCAUUUAUCACUGUGCACAUGAAAGAGGAGGAAAUAAUCUACAGUUUGAGAGUGUGAGGUUUGACAUGAAUGUGUAAGCUUCCAAGGAAGAGAUUACAGCUGUUUUGCACUUCCCCUGGACCUGCUGCACUGCUGUAGGCUAAGCCAUGCUUUGACUUAGUAUGUUGUCCAAGCCAGGACUCAUGGCUUGUCUGAAGGAGACAAACCAUGAGCCUAGGUAUGGAUGACACGCUAAAUUAAACUGUAGCUUAGCUUGGAGCAGCAGGUGAACUGUGGGAAGAACUCAUUGGUGACUCCAAGAACCCUGACACAAUUUUGCUAAGCCAUAGUUUGGUUACGCUUAUGUUUUAACCAGCUUAUUUUAUUUAGUUAUGUCUGUGAUUAAAUUAGGGAGUUCCCUCUCCCUUCCUCCACCAGUGGAAAGCUGUUAACAGAAGAAUGUGAUCAAGCCUAACGUUUUUGCAUGAUUAUGCAGAAACAGGCUGUUACUAGGAUCACUGUUAGCUAUUUUUAGUGCAGUAGUAUAAAAGUAGGACACCAAAUUCUGUUGACAGUGUAACAUACCUCACGGAGUUCCUGGAAGUAUUCUACAGAGUUAACAAAUUGGUUAACUCUGUUAACCAACUAUAUACUGUUAACUAACUAUAUACUUAGUCAACUUCAGUUGGAAAUGCAGGGUACUGAAUAGUGUACAUUAUUAACGGUUCUAGUUACAGGUAGGUAGCCGUGUUGGUCUGCCAUAGUCGGAACAAAAUAAAAAAAUUCCUUCCAAUAGCACCUUGGAGACCAACUAGUGCACAAAGGACAGUAUACUUCCGGUGUGGUGGUGUGAUUAGAAUGCUGGACUGAGACCAGAGUUCAAAUUCCCUACUUACUCAUAAACUCACUGGGUGAUCUUGAGCCUGUUACUGUCUUUCAGCCCAACUUACCUAUUUCACAAGCUUGUAGUGAUGAUAAAAUGGGAGAAGGGAAGGUGGAUAUAUGGAUAUAUUUUGUGUAGCAAUUUGAAUACUGCAUGAAUGAAAGGGAACUUGCUAAUAUCUUUAAUAUUUGCUAAUGUUCUUAUGCACAAAAUGUUCUGAGUUAAUUUCUCAGUUCUGUGCAGUUUUUUUGUUGACAGGCAUUUUGUUUGGCUCACAGGUUCUGAACGCACAAAGAGCUGGCUAUAAGGCAGCCAUAGUUCACAAUGUUGAUUCCGAUGACCUCAUUAGCAUGGGAUCUCAAGACAGUAAGUACAGGUAUCUUGCUUGAUGACAUUCUCCCACUCUUUGCAACAAUCAAAAACAGAAGCUUCAGAAUGUGUACAAUUCAAAUGAAAAUUCAUUUACUUCCAACUCAGCCAGUUGGAAGUAACAUUUUCGGUCCUGCUAAUGUUUUGAAGAUUGUAAGCCUGUCAGACGUUUAGCCCUCCUCCUUAAAAAGGACUGAAAUCAGUAAAGGUGAUCAAGAUAUAACAGUAUGACAAGAGGGCAUAAUAGACUGGGUGGUAUAUAAAUGCCAAAGAUAGAUAGAUAGAUAGAUAGAUAGAUAGAUAGAUAGAUAGAUAGAUAUGUAUCUAAAAUAAAUACUAUUUUUGUUGCAAUACGCUUUAUAGUGCUGUGUUCUCCUGAGGGCCAUUUUCCUUAACUUAUUUUCCUCCUUUCAUGUUUUUAAAACUUUUGUUGUUGUUGUUCUCAGAGUGUUUUUUUAAAAUUGCAAUAAAAUUCAACGGGGUGGAGGGAACUAAUUGACAUGAAUUUCUUGAAAGUACUGGUGGUUGUAGAGUACAAAUAUGUAAUGUGUGGAAUCCAUCUUCUGCAGUAAGAAGGCCAGUUCAGAGACAGUAACUUGUCAAAGCCAAAUACCAAGCAUUUUAUAUAGCCAAAGUGCUCCAGCAGAUGCAUAAUAAAAAUGCUGCUAAAACCUUUAGGCCUGGAAUGUCAGUUCUGUUUUGCUUUAGUGAAGGUCAUGAAGGACACCCACAUUUCCAACAAUAGUCCUUGUAACUGGGGUUCUGUCAAAUACUAGAACCUCUCACACCCUGACACGCUGCUAUAAAUGGAGAUUUAAUGCUCUUUCAUUAUGCAGUGAUCAAUACUUUUGCUCUUAUAAGCCCAUGUGCUUGCAGAGCAGGUACAUACAGCUGGUGUAAGUCAACUAGCAAUACCACUAGAGGGCAUACUAGCAUAGCCUGUAACGGACAUAAUAAAAUGAGCAAAUCUUAGAAACCUGGGAACCACUCAUUCAGCCUACCACUGCAUCCAGACACCAGUCCAGUAUUGGGCAGCCAUUUCCAGCUCGGAUGUUACAGACAAUUAAGAGUUGAGUAUCAUUGGACACCUUGCUCCAAAAUUUCUUAUGACCGCUCCCUACUGUGUUCGUAUUUGGAAGUACUGAAGCAAGGGACGAACAAGAUACUCUGUCUUAGAUUGUAACUCUGCUUUUGGUGUAUCACGUCAUCAGAUCUUGCAUUCCUAAAAUGUGGUUUUGUAAGUGAUUGGAAAAUGGCUGCAUAGGCACAAGAAAAGCAGUUGUGAGCAGCAUACUUGUAUUUGCACAUGACAUUAGAGGUUUUUGCAAGAUAUGAAAGCACACUAUUUCACACGUAACAGAGGUGGUGAGGAGUAGGAAACAUGAGAGACAUGUUUGUUGUGCAGCCCCUCCUUGCUGCAUCUCCCAUCACACUUGGAGUUACUUUUGAUCGAGGUCAGAAAUUACUGUACCUAUUUGCACACCACCAGAAAGUUCUUUCUUAUUGUGGCUGUUCACGCAGAAGCAAUUACACCGGGGUGUUCAUUACCCACUGCAAGGCACAGUUGUAUGCAGGCUAUUGCUAGGAUAUUCCAGACAACAGAGGGGACAUGCAUUCUUAUUAUGUGGUCAUGCGGGGUAAGGAUCAUUUACAUGUUACUGUGUCCAUGUGAAAUACUGUUGAAGGAAAUGGAUUUUUCACAGCACACCCACGCAAAAAGUACCUGAACAGUUAUUUCAUUGCCUUUGCACAGUGAUUUGCUUAUAUUCACCAAUUAUCACUAGUAUUAUACCCAUAUAUAGUAGUAAACAGCACUCAUAAACUGUAUAUUGUUGCUCAUCUUUUCUCCCUUUCUGUCCUCUCUCUUUGAACAGUUGAAGUUUUAAAGAAGAUUGACAUUCCAUCUGUCUUUAUUGGUGAAACAUCAGCUAAGUCUCUUAAAGAAUUUACCUAUGAGAAAGGGUAUGCAAAGAUUUACUUUUAUUUUAGUUGUUUGUGAACUGUUAUUAUCUAGUGAUUUUUCAAACUUUAUAUGGAUUUUUAAAUCAAUAAAGUGUGAUUUAAAUACUUCAAUAAAAUGUGGCACAACCUUUUUUGUCGGGGGAAGAAUGUGGAUAUAGGACAUAGGCAAGAGUGAUUUAUAUUCAGCUACCUUAACAUGAAUUUCACUAUCAAUCCUUCUCCUUUUUCCCCCUUUAACAGAGGCCAUAUUCUGUUAAUCCCAGAGUUCAGCCUUCCUUUGGAGUACUACCUAAUACCAUUCCUAAUUAUUGUGGGAAUCUGUCUCAUCCUUAUUGUUAUUUUUAUGGUAAGUAUAACCUUCUCUCCUGCUCCCCUUCCACAAGUGAUAUAAACAUACUGCUGUUGUAUUGCUGGAAUCCGUUUAGCCUACGACUUACUUGAUAGGGUGCUUCUUCUUUUUUAAAAUGAAAUCAGCACACUAAAGCUCUUAAGACGUACACUAAGAAAUAUCUAAAAAUGGCUUUGAAGCUGUCAGCCAAUUGAGAUCCCCAACAUGUAUACACCAGUUCAAUAAGAGAUUCUGUGGGAAUGGGUAUUCAUAUGUAUGCAACGGGCUGCAAACAUGAAGUUCUGCAUCUGUCGAUAUUAAAAGGGAAGCUGGUGUGGGCCUGGAGGUUCUUUGUAUGCAUCUGCUUCGGUGCCCACAAGAGAUCAAAAGUGCAUGUCCUUCUUUCCUUCUUACUGAAAGUUUAAAUGGUGCCUUUCUCAAAAUUCAAAGCUGUCACUCCCACCACUCAGUGCUUAUCAGUUUGGAAGUGAAACAGUGCUGCUCCAGAAUAAAGUAAUGAUUUACUUGGGGAACUCUGUAGGUUGGAGGAAGUUCAUACAUUGGUAAAUAAAAAUUUUAAAGAAUUACAAACCCAGAACAACAAGGGCAUGUGAGCUUCUAGAACUUAGGAAUUGUUAGAAUUGGAGAACCUCCAGCACGUGGGCCUGUCAUGACCAAUCAGUGGGUGCACUUUGGCCCACGAGGAAUUUCCUCCCAAACUAUACCUACCUGCCCAUCUGUUGACAUCGCUGCUGAGGGAGGACAGAAAAGAGACAAAGCAGAUCUGACUGCUGAGGCAAUCCCUCCAUAAGGCCAGUUGGAGUUGUAUAUUUUAUGCUACAGGUGAAAUUGAUAGUUUUCUGCAUCACAGUUGACACAAGCAUGUUACUUUGAUGCCAUGCUUGAUUUGCAAGUUUCAUGGAUGAGAUGACAGCAGAUGCUCCAGAGACAAAACUCUUUUACUCGUUUUAGACCUAACUUUUUUUAUAUAAAAUUCUUUGAAGAUACCAUGUUUUAUGCUAUACCCAGUGAUUUUUUUCUGCUGUUAUGUUGAAGACACAGAUUGAUUCCUUGCAGGUUAAUCUAAUUAAUCUUUAAUUAGAUUGAUUCCUUGCAGGUUCAGUGUCUUCCUUGUAUGUAAUUUUGAAAAAAGGAAGGAACCUUUACAACUCUCCUAAUUGUCCUUCAUCAAAAGAGAAUUUCCAAAGAAGCUGCAUGUGGUCCCUAAAGUGCUUGCAGCUCUUGUUAGAUGCUCAUGUUGUGCCUUUAUUUUAAAAACAACGUAAAAAAUCCUUGCCUUUUUAGCCUUGCUGAGGUUGCUUAGAAAUUAAUGCCAGAAUAACAGCGAAAUGCUAGAAACAAAUAGGUUUUUAAAAAGCCUAAACAACAUAUCCCCAGUUAAGAGAAUUAUGUGAGUGCAGAUGCUCACACAUAUAUGUAGACCAUGCAUGGGUUCUUGUUCAUUUCAUUGGGGGGGAAACAUCUGCUUGUACAAAGGAACAUACUUUAGAUCUUCUUUUUUUGAUUUUAGAAUGUCAUAGUUACUUUUUUUCAAAUUUAUUUCAUCUAUAGAAGGAAAAAAGUAGGCUGUGUACUCAUUUACUCGCUUAAAAUGCAGCUAGGUCAUUCUUUUUUUCAAUUCAGAUCAAAGCUGGGUUGGGAAAAACACACAUCAAAAUGCAGUAUUUAAUAAGAAACAGCAGGAUAGAUUUGGAUUGUGGCUAGCGUCAUGUGUACACCACUUCCCAAACCAGUGGUGGGAGUGUACUGGAUGUAAGCAUUAAACACAAUCCUCAGCUUUCUGGGGAUUUCUUGAAGCAGAGCUGGCCAUCUGAAGUUGAAUGGACAAAGAUGUUUUAAUCUUAGAAAUUACACUUUCAGUUCUUCUAUCAUACAUUAAAGAACAACAACCAGAAACAAUGCUGACCUCAAAGGGUAACACCAUAGAACAUAGAAUAGAGCUGCUAGGAGACAACUGGUCAAAUACAGUGGAAUUCAAACUCCCUAGGGAAGAAGUACCACAUGUUAUUUAAAAACAAUUGUAUCCCUGGGGACGCUGCCUUUGAUAAGCUUACUGUAUGUGCAAUUAAAGGAAGACACUGAAUUGCAAACCUCUGGAGAAUUUUUCUGUGGAAUACACAGCUAUGUACUAUGUCUAGUUUCUCUAAUGUACGUAUCAGUCUGAAUCAUAGAAAAGAGGCAAAGCAAGAGGAGGUGAUACCCAAAGAUGAUAAACCCAGGGUUGAACUUUCAGUAAAGAAUAUGCAGGCUCCAUCUCUCAACAUUUUUCCACGGCCACAGCUGAGCCCAGAGCAUGAGAUGUAGCAGAGAAGGGCAGUUUCCCAGCCUCCUCUUUGGCAUCUUUCCACAAAGGAUGGGUGCACAUUCUCAUUUUCAGUAUAAGUAGCCACUUAAAAACUCAGCGCAUAGCAACUCUAAGCACAUGGGAGCGACAGAGUCAUUUGUCGCAUCUGGCCACAGCACAGUGGCUCUAUUUUCCUGCAACCAUAGCUAAAGGCUAUAAAGCAGAUGGGGAGAUGACUUGAAUACAAACUUGCAAUGAAUCUGAUGGAGCACAGGUGAGAGCUGUUUAUUGAACCUGCUCUGUGGCAGUGAUGAGGGUGAAGGGUCAUUAUUUUUCUAUUGCCAUUUCAUCUUCAUAGUUCUGUCCAGCUGAGCUUUUCUUAGUGGCUUUAGGUCCUUCCUCUCUCUUUUUUUUUUUUUUUAAAUUGCAUUUCUAUCCCACCAUUUUAUCUAGGGAGCUCAAGGUGUUGUACAUGGUUUCUCCCCCCACCCCUUUUAAUCCCCACAACAACCCUGUGAUGUAAGUUAGGCUGAGAGUGAGUUGCCGAACGUCACCCAGAUUGCCUAGUGGAGAUUUGAACCUUGCUUUCUCAGGUCUUAGUUGGACAUUGUAACCACUACACAACACCAGCAUUUUGACCCAGCAGAAGAAGUGAAAGACUCCUCAUAGGAUAUGCACUUUGAGGGUGGAAUUGCUCACAUCAGCCGCAGCCUGGAAGCCACUAUUGAGGCAGUUCAGUCUAUGAUUUAUCCACAGAGCAUCUGGUUCUGAUGGAUUAUUUUGUUGAGGCCUGAGGAUAUGGGCAAAGUUAGAUCUUUCCUACAUGACAUUGUGUAGGUAAGAGCUGACCAGCUUGGUUCAAGAAAUCAAUGCUUUGUUUUGAGGGAGGCGGGUCAGUCCCAUCUGCAUUAAAGGAGGUAGGAGUGCAAACACUCCUGGAAAAAGUCGUCCCUGGGCAUAAAAGAUUGUAACAGCUUGGCUAGUGGGUAAGAACCAUUCACUAGGCAAGGUGCUUGAGCAGAUGGUUGCUGUACAACCCCCUAACUCUCAAAUUAUAGUAAUUGUGUAGAUCUGUGUCAAUCAGGUUUCAAGCCUGGGUUUGGUCCAGAGAUUGCUUUGGUCGCCUGAUGGUAGGAGGGAGACUGGGGAGUGUGACCCUGUUGGUUCUUCUAAAUGCACUAGGUAGACUUCUUUAGAGCUUGUCACUUGUCCAAUAGCUAUACUAGAGCUGCUUUGGUCUUAUAGUAGCCUUGAGUAGUGGCGACUAUGAUGACUUCAGAGAAGAUGAAGCAAUAUAACCUUGUGGAGGUGUUGGUGUGCAGGAUAAGGAUAUGUACAUAGGUUUUUCAUUCCCACUAUUGAGUCAUGUUUUCUGUGUGGCUGAUUUUGUCUUUCUUCUUUUGAACAACUGUUCUCAGAAUGAAAGGAGACUUGAGUUGUGCGGUGUAUUACUCUUAAAAGUUUCCGUCUUCUAUUUCUGUCUCUUUCAAGAUCACAAAAUUUGUCCAGGACAGACACAGAGCAAGAAGGAAUCGGCUUCAAAAAGAUCAGCUUAAGAAGCUUCCGGUACAUAAGUUCAAGAAAGGUAAGUGUGGCUUUUUAGAAUUGAUUGAAUAAUCUAUGCCAUUUUAGAGCUACAGAUGACACAGGCUAAUUUUGCCAAGGCUGCAAUUUUAUGCAUAUUUACCAUGGAGUAAGUCCCAUUGAAUUCAGUAGGGCUUGCUUCUGAGCAGAACGGUAUAGGAUUGCAAUGAAGAACUCUACAUUGAGUUUUCAAACCUGAGCAGGUUUGAUGUAGAUUGAAUGGCAUCACAUGAUUAAUAUUACAAAGACAUUGUGUUCUGUCCCCAGCUUCUCUGGUUAAGGCACUCAGGACUGGAAAAGAUCUCUGUGUAGUUGAACUGGCAUUAUAGGUCAUUACUACUGAACCAGGUCAUAUAUUGCUGGAGUUGGCUAAAUCUUUUCAUUAACUACUCAUAACCAAGUUCCACAGUGGAAAAAAGCGGGCUAUAAAGGUACUUUUAAAAAAAUUGUACAUGAUACAGUUUGUGAGGACAGUGCAUGCUGAAAUGCUAAAUUACUACAUGAACCAAUAGACAUUACAGUGCAACUAUCCUUGUUAUCCAUAUUGGUAAAGGUAAAAGAUAAAGGACCCCUGGACAGUUAAGUCCAGUCAAAGGCAACUGUGGGUUGUGGCGCUCAUCUUGCUUCAGGAUGAGGGAGCUGGCAUUUGUCCAUAGACCACUUUCUGGGUCAUGUGGCCAGCAUGACUAAACUGCUGCUGGCGCACAGAGGACUAUGACGAGUGCCAAAGUGCACAGAAACACUGUUCACCUUCCCACCACAGCAGUACCUAUUUAUCUUCUUGCAGUGGCAUGCUUUUGAACUGCUAUGUUGGCAGGAGCUGGGACAGAGCAAUGGGAGCUUACCCCGUCACGUGGAUUCAAACCACGACCUUCUAGUUGGCAAGCCUAAGAGGCUUGGUGGUUUAGACCAUAGGGCUACCCGCAUCCUAUCCAAUAUGGAUAGGCCAAAUGAGGACAUUAAAAUGAAGGACUUACUAAGGUUUUUGUAAGUGGUGGCAAUGCUGUCUGGCAUGUAGCCAUAGUAGAAAUAAGCAACUGGGGCAGGGGACAAAAAGUUUUAUGCCAUAUGGUGGAAAUGCAAUGGCACAGGGUUGAAAAACACUCUGCCAGCUGCAUCUUUACAAAUAUGAUCUUCAGGAUUCUGUAUAUACUAAUUGUGCUCCUGAUCAUCUGUAUAGACAGAUUGAAUCACCUCUGGAGUCUCCUGGACUGUACUUACACAUUAUGUUGCAUUACUGUUGGGAGGGGAAAGGAAAGAAUAACAUAAUUAUCACCUUAAUACUAGCAACUGGUUUAUGUGGGUUGGGCAAGUUCACUGGUUGCAGAUCAGUGUUGUGUAUUUUAAAACUAAUUAAAAAAUUAAAAUUAAAACUUGUGCAAGUAGCCUAUUCACGUGAGCUUCUUUGGUGAUCACUUGUAGCUGAGUAAGAGCAAUGAGCAGUGUGAUAUUAAAAAAGGAAACUUUUGUGUGAUUGCGGUUCCUCUUCCGUGAGUCUGUGACUUACAACAGCACGACCAUGAUCGCUUGCAAGUCCCAGACUCCCACAGAGCAUUGUUUGCAUGAGUAGCUUGCAUAAUCAGUUAUUUGUGUGUGAGCCAGUUGCAGUAUGACCUGACUGCUAAUGUAGCCUAAUAGUUUGGACACAUGAGGACACGGGAGUCUUGAUUUUUUGCUUUUGAAAAAAGGAAAUAUGUUUAAUCAUUGUAUACGCACUGUUGUAUGUGUUUUACAAAUCAGUUAUUAAGUCAAGAACUGAAGGCUUAUGCUUGAAUUGGCUCAUGUUUCCCUUCAGUCUCUCCUUUCCAUUACAACUGUGAUGACUGUAUUAGGCACAAUCUGCAACCCUUUCCCCAACUCCAACAUUCAAUGAACCAAUAUGAAGCCCUUCAGUUCUUGGGGAGGAAGAGUAUGUAUCUUUUUGCCAGUGUUUUUGCUCUACAUGUUUUGCCUAAUUCAUUGGACUUUCAUCCUUAACCUGUAGCAUGCAAACAACUGAGGGGGAGAUUUUCACUGACAUUAAGAUAACUACAACAUUGUCAUUGGCAACAUGAAGAAUAUAUGAGGCUUACACAUGGGCUUGGAUUUCGGGGCAGAGCUGCACCCUAUUUGCUGUUCGCCCUUGAUUGCUGUCUUCCAUUAUUGAGGACAUUGCAAAGCAGAUGUUCAGCUGAAAAGAGUGCACAGUGUCAUAUACAAAGUUAGUUUCUCAUAAAAAAUAAUGAGGCUGAUAUUUGCUGAAUAUUUUUGUUUCUCGGGCUUAAAAUUUAAUAGAAAGGAGUGCUAAUUUAUUUUCCUGAUAAGGAUUUCUGAUGGAGAUGAAUUAAAGAGGACAAAUAUGCAAGGAGAAUUAUUUUGUUCUUGUUGUAUUGCAUGUUGUUUUACUGGGUUUGCCAGUAUGCCUUGCUUAUGGAGCAUGGGAGGGGUGUGGUAGAAUUGUGGUAUCCAUGUAUGUGUUUAGUAAGCAUGUUGCUUUUUGCUUUGCUUCAUAAAAGUGGAAGAGAUCUAAUAGGCCACAAUAUCAUACCCAAGGCUGAUGUCAGCAGGUGACAUGUUUGGACCAUUGCUGAGGCUGACUUCUGCUGACCCAGGCCUUGUUUUCCAGUCAGCCCCCACUGCAAUUGCUCAAAGUUGCCCACCAUAAUGCUAUUUCACUGCAGGGCAUUGUGGGUGAUGAUAAUGGCAGCUUGCCUUAUGCUCUUUAGAGGAGUGCAGUCAUUGUCCUUUCAUUAUAUGCCUGCCCAUCUGCCACUGUGUCAUGGUGGAAAUGAAUAGGAGCAGGGUCACCCACUAAUGUUUAGGAGGCCACAUUGACAUAGGGAGCCCCAUGCUGAGGGUCCCCUCAAACCUGGAGACUGCUCUGAUCAAACCUUUGCUCUAAGGUAUUGCCAGUUUUUAAUUGACCUUCAUUAGCAGAGAUCUGACAACUAGAGUCAACUUACAUGUGUUUGCUGCCAUGUGGAGGUACCUCAAAAUGUGAAGUGGUAUAGAAAUGUCACGAGAACAUACCUUUUCCAAAAUUUGGGAGGCAUGGAGAUGAAAGAUUCCUCUUUCUGAGAAGUGUACCGUGUAUUUAUUUAUUUAUUUAUUUCACAAAAUUUAUAUGUCACUUGAUUGUAGAAAAAACCUCAAAUUGCUGUCACGAGUUUGCACAUAUAACUGUAACAGGUCUAUAUAUAGAAUUGAGUUCUAGAGUAAGUGCUGAUUUUGACAGCCAGGCAAGUCUGUUAAAUCUUUAAAGCUGUUGCUGGGUGCUUAGAAUAGGAAGUCAACCCUUUGCCUAAGAACUGAUUGAGGAGGAAAGCAAUGGGGGAAGGAAGACAAGGUGUAAGGCUCUUCAAGUUAAAAAAUCUGUCUGGUACUUUAUAUUGCUGGAGGCACACAUACGAACACUUGAAAUAUGAGUGGAAUAACACUGCUUAUCGUGGAAGAAACACAUUCUCCUAAGCACUUCUGAAGAACAACAUCCAUGGGGCUUAAUGGAGGGGCACACUGCAAAUGCUCAGCCUUUGGGGGCGGGGGGAGAGAAUAUUUCUGAUGAAAAUAGUCCCACAAAGCUAUUUGCCACACAGGUGCCCAUAUGGCAUUUUUCUUUCUACAGGGCAAAUGCUGACUUAAUAGCGCUGUAAAUACUUGCAUGUUUUGCCCUACAUGGCAAAUAGUAGCUUUGGAGUGUUGUGAUUUUAAUCAGAAAAGUGGCAUAGAAUAAUGUGUUACAUACCCCUCCUGGUGCUGCAGUCCUGAUCAGGUGACCUUUAAACUUUAAAAAAAAAAAAUUGCAGGAGAUCCCAUGACACACUUCCCAAUGUCACAUCUCGUUUGGCCCUGAACAGCCAGAGCUGCUGCGAGGGUAUUUGGAGGGCACAACUCUUCCCUGUCUAACCAUUGACAAGAGUAGUGCUCCUUUCAUGGUGACAGGUCUGCCACAAGUUAAUGGCUAGAUUCCAGGCAGUUCUUGUUUUAUGUACUAAUUUCAGGCACAUAUAAGCUGCUGUAUUAGCUGUCCCCAUGAACACAGCCACAGGCUUCUGAGAUGGGUGCCAGCUGAAAGUCCUCAGGCACAUACUAUUUUUAUUUGUUUCCACUUUAUUUGAAUAUUUGCACUCUCCUAAUGGAAAGCACAUUCCAAAUUACUAUAAAAAAAAUAAAUUCCAAUGCCAAUUGAUUUUUUAAAACAGCAAAUAGACUAGGCUUUACAACACUGAUAUUUUGUGUUCUUUGGAGGCAAGACGACAACCCAGAAAUCUUCUGUAACUCCAAGGAAAGCUUUUGGAUUAUUCUGUUGCUUUCCCUUGCUCAUCUUUUCCUGAAGUCUUGUAAACAACUACAUUUUUUUUUAUUGUAAAGGCUAUUACUAACUGCUAAUGCUAAUUAAUUACACUGGAGCUCUCCAAUGUGUGACAUUUAAGGUGCAGUCCAUUUAUACUCAAACACACUGCCAAAUUAUUGUUUAACUGUACAAACCGCUGGAAAAGUGAUAAAUAUUUGAUCAAGGGGCCUUUGUGGAAUCAACUGAGUGGGUGCUGUAUUGAAUCUAUUAUUGAUGGAGACACUAGCAUAGAGCUCUUCAUUCUGGUCUUCCAUGAUAGGCAGAAUCACAGCUAACUCAAUUCAUUCAGUCUUUCACAGGUUUGGAAGAGCAUCUGAAUCUUAAAGAUGAAUUAGCACCCCCCCAGGGGGCCCCACUCUUUUCCAUCAUGGUGAAAGCCAGAGAAACCACAAAUAUCUUUUUCAGUAUGAAAUGUUAACUUCCUGAGGGUGAAAUGAGUAGAGAGAGUGUGUGAAAAAUAGAGUAGAUCUCCACUUAGACCAGCAGUUCUCAAAUGGCACGAUUUGGUAUGGGUCUUAGUAGACCGCCACAUUCAUUAAUUCAUUUUACAAAUCAAAGCACAUAUAUAUAUGGAAGUCAUAUUUUGAUAAAUGUAGUCUUGUCUUUCUAAUGUAAUGUGCUUGUGAGCAAAGUUCUGUGAAAUCCGAUGUUAAAAGUUUCAGCUCAGAUUCAGCAUUCAUCCCACUUGCUGGCAUUAAUUCCCCAUCUCCUAUAACCAGUACAUACUAUUACAAUCACAUGGUGGCCAUUACUUCUCAAAUAAUGGUUGCAUACUUUAUAUUUCCCUAAUCUGCCAGGUUAGAAGUGCAGAAUACAUGCAUUAAUUAUUUCAUAUAAUUCAUCAUCUAGAACACAUGGACCAAACAUCUACUAAAUUAAUACACUGGGCAAUUCCAGCAUGGCUUCUGCAAGAAUAAGACCCAUCUAACCAGCCUCUUAAGAGUUAUUUGAGAAUGUCAAUAAGCACAUGUACAGCAUGUAUACUUAAGACUCUCAAUAUGCUUUCUAUACAGUCUCUUAAAGAUUCCUAAGUGAGCUUAGCAGUUAUGGAUCAGUAACUGCUUGAAGAGCAAGAAACAGAGAGCAGGAAUGGACAGUUCUUACAACAGGGGCAUGUAAGACGUGGGUUCGUCCAAAAAUCAGUUUAGGAACCUCUGCUUUUUAACUUGUUCAUAAAUAGUCUGGAGUUAGAAGUGAUCUGUAAGGUGGCCAAGCUUGCUGAUGACACCAUAUUGUUCAAGGUGAUUGGGGGGGGGGGGGAUGAUUGCAAGGAACUCCAAAAGGAUCUCUCCAAAUUGGCUGAAAUGGGCAUUAAAAUCACAAAUGCAAUUCAGAAAAAGCAAUGGUUAAGUGAUGUACAUUGGGGCAAAAAAUCGUAACUUCAAGGAAAUGCUAAUGGGGCCUGAAUUGACCAUGACUGAGCAGGAAUGAGACCUUGGAAUUGUAGUAGAUUGCUCGAUGCAACUAAUGUGCAACAGCUGUGAAAAAGAAAAUUCCCUGUGAGGCGUCAUUAGGAAAGAGAUUGAGAAUAGAACUUCCAGUAGCAUGAUUCUGUUACUCGAAUCUAUGGUUGAGCUGCAAUACUGGGUAGCAUUCUGGUCGUGUACCUCAAAAAGGUUACUGAAGAGCUGGAAAAUGUGAAGAAAAGGGCAACAAAAAAUAGAAUGUGGAUUGAGUUGGCUUCUAAAUGGCAGGCAGAGUCUCCAGGGGUGGAGGAGGCUUCCUGCUAUAGACCUUCGCCCUCAAAACUAUUAAGACUUGGCAGUGCCCUUCCUCCCUGCUUCUCCUUGCAUAUUUGCUUGCGCUUGAGUGAGCCAUACCCCUGCCCGCCCCCCCCUGUGCAUGUUGUUAAGGAACACAACGUUUUUAGUAUGUACAGGCAGACAUAUUUCUUGCCACUUUUCAGUAUGUGCAAGGUUUCUUAUAGUUAUUUUGGAAAACAGCCAUCUUUAGUGUGACCCCCUCCCCACUCAAACUGCUUUAGUUCAAAAGCAUCAAGAUAGAAGCUAAUAUUGCACUGGUUGUUAAUGCCAUUUGCUAAGUUGCAUAUAAACUGUGUCAACUUCCCGUAGGAAGACCUAAGGAAAAAACCUCUAAGCCUGUUGGGGGAGGUGGGGAACAGGGCACAUUUCAGUCUUAAUUAUUCUUCAAAGCUCCUUUAAACAAUGUGGUAGCUCUGAGUAUGCUGGCGUCUAGACAGAGCAAGCCUGAGUUAUCCCUGGUGUUGCCUACAGAGGGAAACUUGUGUGAUGGCCAACUCUAGCCCCAUAUUGGCUCUUUGUCAGGUUUGGCAAGAGAGGAAUAAAAAUGGCUUGAUUGUUGCUAGAUAAGAUUUCCCAGGACAGUAAUGCAAAAUGCAUUAGCACCAAUAACAACAGCUUCAGCCCUGUUGAUGCUAAAGGAUUAACCUUUCAGGGCUUUCCUGGUACUUAUUUGGAUGGGAAGUAAAGCAGCAGCUCCAGAGGAUUGUAAUCUUGGUAUUAGGCAUUCCUGGGUUUUCUUUCAACUGCAGCCUACUCUGCUUGCAGAAAAAGCAUUGUGUGAUUCCUUGCAUUCAGAUGAGGCUAAUUAGUCAAACUUUUUAGAAAGGGAGAGGGAUCCAGCUAUUCCUUCGCUGGAUUUUUGCUUUAAUUCUGAGCCAACAGUUCUUGGCUGUUCUUGGUAGCUUGCAUUUGGCAUGAGGGGUAUUGUGCAGGGAUGGCCUUACACCUGUCUCACAGUAGUAAGGGAAGAGAAUCAGACCUUUCUUUUAUUAUAUGUGAUGCAUUUCUUAGCAUUUAGGAUGUAGAGCCUGAAGACUUGGUCAGGCAUUUUCUGUUGAAGCCAGCUUUUCCUAUCGAGACAGGGCUUGUGGAGUCUUUGUAGAGACUGCCGUUGCUGUUGUUAGUUGCUUUUUUUGAAACUCAGAGACUUGCAAAAAAAUGAACACUAAAAACAAGGAUAAAACAAGUUAAAAUACACAAGUAAUAUAGAAAAAUUAAGAUACAGAAGCCUGGGAUAAUAAGAAUGUUUUGCCUGGCAUCUAAAAACACAUAGUGAUGGUACCAGGUGGGCCUUCUUGGGGAGAGCAUUCAGUAAGCUGAGAGACCCAUUUUUGUGUUGCCAUCCUCUGUGCCUCGCUUGGAGUGAGCACUUUGAGAAGGGUCUCAGGUAAAGAACACAGGUUCUGGGUUGGUUCAUGUGUUGAGAGGCAGUCCCUGAAGUGUUAGGAUCCUGAGCUGCAGAAGGUUUUAUAAGCCAAAGCCAGUAGUACUUUGACUUUGGUCUAGAAACCAAUUGGUAGGCAGUGCAUUCAGGCCAGGAUUGGUGUUAAGUGCUAGGCAAUUUUGUCUCAGUGAGCAGCCUGGCUGCUGAGUUCUGCACCAGGUGUCUCCAUCGCAUGACCACCUUUUUAACAGAAGGCUCUGUCUGUACAAGUAAAAGAAGAGACACACUGAUCAUGUCUGUUGGAUUCAGUAGGGAAGCCAUUCUGAGGGGGUUCAUGGUUUUGAGACCUACAACUAAUUUUGGGAGAAGGUGGUGUUUGAAGGUGCCUAGGGUAGGCUGAAAAUUCUACGCUAAGUAAACUUUAUGUGGCAAGAUUGGGAAAAAUUCCAUAAAUUCAUAUAACUGGUUUAACUGGUAUAGUUAAACCAGAAGAAAUGUUGAACAUAGUUUAUCAUGGAAGUCAUAUUAAGGAUGCUGACAAAGAAGAAAACAGUGGUUUGUGUUAUUAUAAACUAAAGUAAUAUAAGUACAAUUCUGUCAUUUAGAAAUUGUGUUAUUCUUUCAAAUGGGAUUGUCCUUUAUCCUGUUACUGUCCAUUACUGGCCCAUCUGCCUGACUUCACAAUACUGUAUAACUCCUCAUAUGGUUCAAGUCUUAGUAAUUUUAUUUUCAUGGCUUCCAUUGUUAGUAUCUUAAAACACUUCAACUGUACAGGUAUUUAGCAAUAUAAGGUUUACUAGGGGCUGCUGCCCCUGCUUGUGUUGUUCAGAUAGCUCAGUUGGUGGAACUUGAGACUCUUAAUCUCAGGGUUGUGGGUUCAAGCCCCAUGUUGGACAAAAGAGUUUUGCAUUGCAGGCGGUUGUACUAGAUGACCCUCAUGGUCCCUCCCAACUCUACAAUUCUGAUUCUAACCAGUGCUCUCUUCUUUGAAGCAGUACGUGUCGGCACACCAUACAGUUGCAACUCUUUUACGAUUGCCAGACAAGUUCCUGGAAGGUGCUUUGGCGUUUCCAUCCCAUGUUACACAAAACAUUGCAAAAUACAAAACCACACCCAAUGCAAAGUGUUGUGUGCACUUUGAUGCACACACAAAGCUUCUGAACAAGUCCAUGCAUGUAUUUGUCAGGUGCCCAUCCGUUGAAAUAAAUAGGGAAAGGAGAACUAUUGUAUAUAGAGGAAUUGUGUAUGUGUGUCUGAGCUUGGAUGUUUAUAACAAAUGCUGGCUUGGGGUACAAGGAUGUAUACUUCCUGGUCUUACCAUGUUAAAAGAAUCAGAACUAUUCCCAUUAACAAUUAGUAAACUCCAAAGGGUAAUCAUCUAACCUGAUAAAUUAAUAUCUAAGCAAACAUAAAUUCACCAUAGGUAUCUUCCCUUUCAAAUUGUGUGUUUUCAUCAUAUUGUUGGUUUUUAUAUUUAUGUAUAUAUUAUACUCUCUCUCACACACACACACACACACACACACACACACACACACAGUCAUGUUGUUAUUAUUUAUUAAUAAUUUUAGGAAUCAUGACUCCCAACAAUUAACAAAUUACUAUUCUGUUGUAAAAAUAUUAAGAUGUCUUAGAUUGCUUAACCUCUCUACAAUUAUAGUUUCUCUCCAGGACUAGAAAUGAUACACAUUGCUCUUUCUGAGAAAAGAUCAAAAAUAAUUUUGGUAUUGUAGGCAGCUCAGAAACAUCGUCUAAUGAAACAAGAGCUCUAGUUUCCUUGCAGCCUAGUGUUAUGCAGAUCUCAGUACAGGGCUCUCUUCAUGACUAUUCUUUACUGCGUUUUGGGCCCAUCUUCACCCAUUUUUCAUACACCUUACCAUAAUUGGGGUAGCAGCACUGGAAGCUACCUUAAACCCACUUGAAACAUUGCUUUAUUAUUAUACUGACGGGCUGUGGCUCCAGCAUUUCAUACAGGGAUUUCAGUACUCUCUGGAGGUUCCAAGGACAAUACAAAGGUUCAGCAUUCUCAGUAUUACUCUAUGAGAGAAGCCUGCAUUUAGCAGUAUUUUAAAAUGUUAUGGAAAGUGACCCUGUAAGAAUGUGAGAAAAUAGCAUUAAUAGCUUAACAUGAAGAAGAGAUGAGACACAGUAAUAGAAUAAAAACAAAAGAGACAACAUUUCAUCAAAUUAAUUGUCCUGCAUUCUAAAACAGCCUUGCAGGAUUGAGGAGAAAUUCUCCGUAGAGCCAGUUUUCUAUCUUGCAGUUUCCACUUUUGUAAUGCAACUUUUAUUCCAUUUUUUUCUGCUGCAGGAGAUGAAUAUGAUGUUUGUGCCAUUUGCCUGGAUGAAUAUGAGGAUGGAGACAAGCUCAGAAUCCUUCCUUGUUCUCAUGGCAAGUAACUUCAUUUGGGCUUGAUGUAAAAAUGCAACGAAUAAGAAAUCAAAACCUGUGUUGUUGUUAACAAAUCCCUUUAGUUGUCCAAGAUGCACAGUGAAAUACAAGGGUAUUGUUGGGACUUCUGAAAAUAAUAAAACUGGAAAAAACCAUCCCUUCCUACUUUCAUCUACUCAACAGGUUGUUUAGUAUGUGGAGUUAAGCAGGAGAAUAGUUUAAAGUACUAUAACGGACAAAUAAAAUUGUAUUUGUUCAGCAGACUGCUGCAAAAGCACAGAUGGAAUGGCAACUUUUCCAGGCAGCCCAGUGCUAAUGGCAGUCAACACUAUCCAAAGAAGCAGGUGGUUCCCCUCCCCUGGAGUCUGUACCACUGCCAAAUGCAUAUGCCAGAUCAUGCAUAUGCUCUGUUUGACUGCUCUCCCAUGUCAAAAACCCUUUCCUAUGAAAAAACUGGCAUGCCAGGAAAGUCAUGUAGCAAAUUCAAGGAGUGCAUACAACAAUGGCCAACAGCAAUAGCCAGAUAGAAGUCCUGUCUAGUGAGGUUUCUUUUUAAUAUGGGAAUGGAGCCACAUUCAAAUAUGCUAUUUCCUACUUACAUUUGGAAAUGCUAAUCUGAGGAAAUCUAUGCACGCUUACUUAUUUGAACAGGUAGGUCAGCUAAAAGUUAGGAAGUGUUACACACAUCAAUGCCUUGAUUGCAGCUAGAAAGUGGUGUUUGCAUAAUUUGCUCCCUCCCCGAUUAAUUCUGCUACCUGAGAGACUGACAGUGUUAUGUCUGCCUUAAUCCAGAAUAACUUUUCUCAGUAAUAGGCUGAAGUAUACAUCUAAAUGACGGCAGUACAUGCAUUUGAUUAGAUUGAGAGCUGCAGACAGGGCCCCUUUCACUUUUAAUUUUAUACAGCACUUUGUGCUUUUAAGCAGUCCGACAAAAGUAUUUUCCUGAUACCCAGUGCCACCUAGAAUUCUGUACAGGAACAAUCAGGGAUUUCCAGAGGGCUUCUAAAAGUAGCAGCAAUGCUGAGCUAGAUGGACCAAUUAUUUGAUUUGGUACAAGGGAGCUUAUACCAAGUCAGACCUUUGGUCCAUCCAGUUCAGUAUUAUCCACACUGACUGGCAGCAGCUCUCCAGAAUUUCUGAAAUGAGAUAUUCCCAGUCUUACCCACUGAUGCCAAAACUUGAACCCCAAAUCUUCUGCUUGGAAAUGUCCUCUAAUAUUCAGCUUUAGCCCCUUAUUUUCAAAAUUAAUUGAAGCUUGACAAAUGUUCUAUUGCUGUUCCUCCAUUGAGGAUAACACCUAAGCAGCACAUGGUUGAUUUUUUUUGGGGGGGGGAGUGGACCCCACUAAGCUACCUGCUAUAGAACAGGUAGGGGUUUUGGGGCAGUGUUGUGUAUGUUUUAUCAUGAAAUAUAAACCACCCUCUUUCUAAAACUACUGAUGAAGUUAAGUGAUUCUCUCUUUCCCCCCAAAUAGCAUACCACUGCAAGUGUGUGGAUCCCUGGUUGACUAAAACCAAGAAAACAUGCCCAGUCUGUAAACAGAAAGUGGUCCCUUCCCAGGGAGAUUCAGACUCUGAAACGGACAGCCAGGAAGAAAAUGAAGUCUCCGAGAACACUCCUUUGCUUAGGCCGCUUGCUUCCGUCAGCACUCAGUCCUUUGGGGCGCUGUCAGAGUCUUAUUCUCACCCAAACAUGACCGAGUCUUCAGACUAUGAGGAUGAAGACGACGACGACAAUGAAGAUAUUGACAGUAGCGAUGCAGAGAAUGGAAUGACUGAAGAGAGUAUAGUAGUCCAGCUACAGCCCAAUGAUGAACAGGAUUACAGAAUGGCAAAUACCGUUUGAACUUCAGAACAAAUGGUGUUAACUGAACUCCUCUGUCCAGAGAGCUCUACUUUUAUGUACACAUACAUAGGGAAGCACAUUGUGACCCUGCUGUUGCUUCAGUAGAAGCAGCUGUUCAUAUAGUGUUCUAUAUAGUUUGAUCUAAUUACAGGUUUCUUUGUUGUUGUUGUUUUGUUCCCAUUUGUCUUUUGAAGACAAGCGUUUUAACUGGACUUCACAAUGGUAAUGAGUAACAUGGGGCACUCCCAUCACUAGGGACGACAAUGCACACAGAAAGAGAUGUUAUUUCAGCACCUUGUUAAAAUGGAGUUUAGCCAGGACAGUAAAUAUUUUUUCUUGCUUACAGUGUGUUGGUAAGCAGAGGUUAUAUUGACAACGUUAUUUAUUACAUGUAUGGUACGUUCUACCCUGCAAAUCCAACCAAAAAAAGUAUAUGGGUAUGUGUCUGAGGGCUUUUCUUAGAACAGCUAGUACUCAAUGAAAGAACAAGGUAGGCUUGUUUUAGUAUUCAUUUAUCAAGAGCUUCUCCAACAGAUGAGGGAGAUGGGCUUUGAUCUGCGUAGAAAAGCAAUUUGCCUGCCCUUCCCAUUAUCCUAUUGUGCUUGCAAGAACUGCUGGAAGUAGUGAAAGAAGUUUCAGCAUCACUUAGGCUUAAACAUCUCCUGAGGAAAAUAAUCAGGAUACAAAUGUAUUCAUCUGGCACACUUCGCUAAAAGCAACUCAGUUUAUUCUUAAGACAGGGGUGGGGACCAAUGCAGAAAGGCACCAUCAGGCCACACCACAUAUAGAAAUAUGGAAUUUUGUAUGUGUGCUAUUGAUUCUCAAAGGAUAUAUACCUCUAUACAGAGCAUUUGAAGAUCCAUUAGUCUGCUACAACUAUGCACAUAGAAAAAUUAAGUAUUGGAUUUGAAAAAUGAGUGCUUAUAAAUAUCUAACAGAAUUCUACUUACAGUAUAUCAUGGAAAAAGAUAAAUUAUAUACAAUUGUAACUAUGUAGAAAGUAGCCACACUUCUGUAUAAUUAAACUGCAGAGAUUUUUUUAUAUGGCCUUGUAUAGGAAAGUUUGAAAGGAUGUUAAUAAAACAUGUUUUCCACUUU